CGCUCCUUUAUGUCUGCCCCAGUAUAAUACUAUAACACUAUAAUAAUCUGCCAUACUGAAUGUUGAAAGACAUGCAAUUUGGUUUUCAGUUCACUAGAAUUUGCCAUUUAACAAAAAAAACAAAAACCCCCCUGAAGCAGGUUUAUUCACAGCUGUGAAUGGCCAGGAACUCAGGGUGAAUUCAUAUUUCAGAACAAACUUUCCAAACCAGGAGAUAUUUUGCCAUAAAAUGUAAAAUUCCCUAAAAUCCCCCCCCCCCCAAUGUGUGACUGACCCUGCUGAGCCAUGUGCACAGACACUCAGGGCAAACUUUCACUUUCUCUUCCCACACUGACUCCCCCUCCAUCUAACUUCCGCCCUCACUCUGUCGUCACUUCCGGUCGCCGCGGCGCCUGUUUGGAAAGUAGCGAUGAGCAGCGCGCUGGCCAGGGGCUCGCACUCCCGCCGGGGCCGGGUUAGGGGCAAGCUGCUGCGGGGACAGUUACUGCCCGUGAAAAACGAGCCGGCGGAGGCCGAGGAUGACGGGGAGGAGGAGGACUAUGAGGAUGGAGACCCCCAUUUCCUGGAUGGGGAGGAAAUCGCCGGAGGGGGCGUGGCCGUAGCCUCCUGGACCCCCCAAAAAAGGACGGGUGAGACCCAAGCCACGCCCCCUUUUAUAAUGUACUAAGAUAGGCAUGGCACCUCUCAUAACACUGUCUGUCCUUUAACUGGGGCUCAGACAGGCUGACUGGCAGGGGAUCAUGGGACAUGUAGUCCACAACAGCUGGAGUAGCAUGGGAUUGCUCUCACUAUAUUAACAAACCUCUCCCCCUUUUAUAAUGUACUAAGAUAGGCAUGGCACCUCUCAUAUCACUGUCUGUCCUUUAACUGGGGCUCAGACAGGCUGACUGGCAGGGGAUCAUGGGACAUGUAGUCCACAACAGCUGGAGUAGCAUAGGAUUGCUCUCACUAUAUUACCAAACCUCUCCCCCUUUUAUAAUGUACUAAGAUAGGCAUGGCACCUCUCAUAUCACUGUCUGUCCUUUAACUGGGGCUCAGACAGGCUGACUGGCAGAGGAUAAUGGGACAUGUAGUCCACAACAGCUGGAGUAGCAUAGGAUUGCUCUCACUAUAUUAACAAACCUCUCCCCCUUUUAUAAUGUACUAAGAUAGGCAUGGCACCUCUCAUAUCACUGUCUGUCUUUUUACUGGGGCUCAGACAGACUGACUAGCAGAGGAUCAUGGGACAUGUAGUCCACAACAGCUGGAGUAGCAUGGGAUUGCUCUCACUAUAUUAACAAACCUCUCCCCCUUUUAUAAUGUACUAACAUAGGCAUGGCACCUCUCAUAUCACUGUCUGUCCUUUAACUGGGGCUCAGACAGGCUGACUGGCAGAGGAUCAUAGGAUAUGUAGUCCUCAACAGCUGGAGUAGCAUAGGAUUGAAAUAUUAAAACUAUUGACUGUGUCCAGGAAUAGCUGUUAUGUGGACACCCUCUCAGCCCUUUUGGUAUUACUGCAUUAUGAUAACUAGUACAUACUUAACGAGUAACUACAGGUAGUGGUGUUAAGUUACCUAGCCAAAGGGUAGGGUGGUGAACGUGAAAGUUAUUUUCAUACUGUGUGAGCCACUGAAAGCUAUUCAUUGCUACACUUUUAGAACAUUGACCUAGAAUUGCAUUCUGUUUAUUUGUGUGUGUUCAUACUAUGGAUGGGUAUGUAAUUGUAUUGAAAAAAGGUUUUAACUUUAUCCCGAAGAUCCCCUUUAAAUCUCAUAGAAAGCACAUCACUAUCUUUCAAUAUGUGGCAGAUAUAUGUACUUGACUAUUUUCUCUCUUUCUGUCACUUUUUUUAUUUUUAUAAAGUAAUUAUUAAAGAUGAAAAUGAAAUGGAACAUCGUGUGACUGGUGUCUUCCCUCUGGUGGAUCCUUGGUGGCGUGUAACCGUGGAGGUGAAAUAUGCCAACUCACAAUGUUUUACACAAGGACACCCAUCCUAUGAAAUUCUAGAAGAUGCACUUGGUGAAACAUCAAUGCUCUCGUUAUUUCUUCAUAUGUGUCAUGUUCCUGACGAAUCGGUGAAAGAGUUUGUAGACUGGUUGUCACAAGGCACUCCAGUGACUUUCUCUAAUCUGGAACAAAUAAUCCAACGUUAUGCAAAGAAAACCGAAUGCAUGGACUUAAUGCCGUACAUUAAGAAUUCAGGUACUGAUAUAUUUUCGGUGCUCUGUAUUUGGUCUUAUUUAGGUUAUACUGGGAUCUAUUUACCGAACAGUGACUUUAAAACCAAAAAAUUAAGUUCAAAUUUAUCAUUUUGCAAAUCCUCUGAUUUGUAGAUUAAUUCGAAUUAUGUCUAAAAUGUAAACUUUCUCCUUAAUCUGUUUUUGUUUUUGGUCCUCUUCCUCUUUGGACUCUAAGUCAUUUUAAGCCUCCCGCCGGGCUGGAUGGUGAGGAAAGGGGUUAAACUUACCUUUAUUCCAGCGCCGCGCGGGGAGCUCUCCGCCUCCGAUCCUCCUCUUCGUCUGAAUGCGCAUGCGAGACAAGAGCUGCGCGCGCAUUCAGCCGGUCUCAUAGGAAAGCAUUUAUAAUGCUUUCCUAUGGACGCUUGCGUCUGCUCACUGUGAUUUUCACAGUGAGAAGCAUGCAAGCGCCUCUAGCGGCUGUCAAUGAGACAGCCACUAGAGGAUUUGGAGUCUGGAUUAACCCAUUUAUAAACAUAGCAGUUUCUAUGAAACUGCUAUGUUUAUAAAAAAAGGGUUUAAUCCUAGAGGGACCUGGCACCCAGACCACUUCAUUAAGCUGAAGUGGUCCUUUAAUAAGUGGAAUAACAAAAUGUACUGAAGUGAUAAUAAUGCAAUGUAACUACAACUCCUAGAUUGUUUAAUCGGUCUUGUCCAACUUGUGCAUGCAUGAGACGCGCACACAUUAACAGGCCUGUGUAUGAACUGAUAGUUGUAGUAUGGCUGCCAUUUGUGUACAGACAUACUAUAUGAUGUAUGGAACAUAGGCUGAGUAACAAACUAGUUAUUAGAUAAACUCCUGUUGGACUCUGAUCAGAGAGAUGUUUUUCAUUGGUAGAGCCUUUUCCUUUUGAGUGGAUGUGGAUACUUAAAAGAUUACUAUUAACUACUAGUCAGAUUUUUCAUUUAAUUGGAUUUAUCUUUUAAAAGGGAUACUAUAGGCACCAAAAUGUCUUUAGCUUAAUGAAGCAGUUUUGGUGUAUAUAUCAUGCCCCUCAAAGGGAAAGUAUAGGCACCAGUACAACUAUAGCUUAAAGGGAUCCUAUAGUGCCAGGAAAACAAACCCGUUUCCCUGGCACUGUAGGCUCCUGGAGUCCUCCCUCUCGCCGGGCUAAAUCUCUCUAAAACUGAGCUCCUUGUCUUUCCUCCUCCUAAUACUGAUCCUCCUCUUUCACUCUCCUUUCAAGUUAGUGGUAUCCCCAUCAGUGCAUCCUUGCAAGCACACUGUCUUGGUGUCAUAGUUGAUUCUGGCCUCAACUUUGAGCCUCACAUCCAGCAUGUUACCAAGUCCUGUAGCUUCCAUCUUAAAAACAUAGCCCGCAUCCGCCCCUUUCUUACGCAGAUGUUACUAAGGAGCUUGUCCAUCUCUAGUUACUUCCUGCAUGGAUUAUUGUAACCCUCUCCUAAUUGGUCUUCCCAAAAACCUUAUUGCCCCGCUGCAGUCUGUAAUGAAUGCUGCCACCAGACUGAUUUUCCUCUCUAGUCGGUCCUCUCACACCUCACCCCUCUGUCAGUCCUUACAUUGGCUUCCUGUAUCCUAUAGGAGUCAAUUCAAAGUGCUAACCCAUACCUAUAAAGCAUUGACCGAUUCUAGCCCCUCAUAUUUCUUCACAGAUCCAUAGGUAUGCCCCUUCUCGGUCUCUCUGCUACGCCCAUGCCCUUCUCCUGUCCACUGCUCGCACGCAUGCGGGCGGCUCCCUUCCUAUGGAAUAGCCUGCCUACCGCCAUCGGACUCUCCCCUAGUCUUCAAUUGUUUAAAAAGUGCCUUAAAACCCAUCUCUUUAGGAAAGCUUAUGGCCUCCCAGAGUAACCUCUACCUCAUAUACCUGUCUCUUGCUCUCUCCUCCAGCUUCACUCCCACCUUAUUUGAUUGCUAUUUCCUGUCCUAAUGUGUUUUACACCCCACCUCCUAUAGACUGUAAGCUCGUUUGAGCAGGGUCCUCUUCAACCUAUUCUUCCUGUAAGUUUUCUUGUAAUUGUCCUAUUUAUAGUUAAAUCCCCAUCUCUUAAUAAUAUUGUAAAGCGCUACAAAAUCUGUUGGCGCCAUAUAUAUGGCAAUAAUAAUAUAGUGUCCCGUAACUUUUUAUUAAUUUAUUUGUAUAAUUUUUUAUGCUUUCAAAGUAAAACAUUUGUCUUCAACUUUUUUUAUUUAUUUGUAUAAUUUUUGUAUUAAAAUGUGUUUAAUACUUGUUGCAUGGUGAGAUGAAAUCAUGCCCUCUCUGUAUGUAUACUGUAUAGGUGAUUUAAGUGUUCUAUAAUAGAAUAGAUUGUAAAGAACAGAUACAUACAGUUUCAGUAACAAUAGUGCAAAUAUAAUAAAAUCUAUGUGGAUUUGCACACAGCUGACAGAUGUUUUGGAUUUGUGCAUUAAUUGUUGUACUUAAAUGCUCCUGGUGCAUGGCAUAUGUACUUUAUAUUUUAUAAAAAUAUUGAUUUUGUUUUGUAAACAUUAUUGAUGAUUGAUAUUCUAUUCUAUUUUUAUUGUAUUUUGAAUAGUAAGUAUUAUUAAUGAUUGACUAUUGAUCAUUCUAUUUAUUUUUUUGAAUAGUAAAAUUAAUGAUUUUGUUGUGAUUAAAUGUGACAUUUCGAUUACAGUCCAAGGUAGCAUUGCAUUGCGAGCCCGGGACAUCCCAUUGGUAUUGAGAUACUUACCCAGACUUUUACCACGCCAUGUGAAAAGUUUACUAAUGGUUGAGCAAAAGCAGCGUGGAAAUGAAUCUAGUAGCUCCCACGACCAUCUUUCAGAUAUCUUGCCAAAAAUUGAAGACUUACUAUGUUCUGAACCCUGGAAGCUUGGUUUUGGAUUGGUAAGUGUAUUUUAUGCCUAUUCUUUUAUAGACUAUUUAAAGAAAAAGGAACCAAAAACCCAUUUUUAAAUAGACAAGUUGAGGAAUGUUUAAAAAAAUUUAAGAUUCAGACAUGCCAAGCAUGUUAGAAACUUACCUCAAAAAGACUCCGUUAUUCACUAAGGUAAGAGAUGCUGGGAUUCACAUUGAACCCUAAGUAAAUUUGAGAUUUUACGCCAGAAUAGCCCGGUUAGAAACCUUCUCCAAGACCAUUCUGUUGUCGGCUUAACCUUAUGUCUGAAAUUCACUUUAAAUUUCCUUUUGCCUUUUCGGCAAUUGUCACUUUCGUGAAAUAACCCUGUCAUGUUUAAUUGCAGCUAAGGGGGUUAUAUCAAAUCUUGACUUAGGGUAGUGGUUACCUAUGCAAACAAAUGUGUCAAAAUGUGUGUUUUUGUUUUGUGUUAAGCAUUUUAGUGUCACAAUAGAAAUAUUUUUCAUUGUGUAUGUUUUAGGCAUGUUGUACGAGUCAAACUAUAAACAUUGUAAUAAAAUCCUUUUUCAUUCCAGUUUGUAACACUUCAGUUAUUAAAAGGACCACUAUAGUCACCCAGACCACUUCAACUCAAUGAAGUGGUCUGGGUGCCAGGUCCCCCAGGUUUUAACACUGCAAUGUAAACAUAGCAGUUUCAGAGAAACUGCUAUGUUUACAUUGCAGGGUUAAUCCAGCCUCUAGUGGUUGUCUUCCUGACAGCUGCUAGAGGCACUUCCCCGACGCUCAAUGCGAAAAUCGCAUUGCGCACGCAGAACGUCCAUAGGAAAGCAUUAAGAGCAUUAAUUCCUAUGGGCGUUUUUAAUCCACGCGUGCGCUUUCGGCUCCACUUGGGAGCCGACGUCGGAGUGGGGGAGAGGUCACCAGCGCUGAGGGAGCCCGGCGCUGGAUAAAGGUAAGGGGCUAAAGUGGUUUUAACCCCUUCAGCCCAGUGGGAGGUGGGCCCUGAGGGUGGGAUGGACCUAAAGAUUAUAUAGUGCCAGGAAAACAAGUUUGUUGUCCUGACACUAUAGUGGUCCUUGAACAUUUCAUUCAUCAUAAUUUCCUUUCCUUGUUCUCUAGAUUUGCCUAAAGUGUUUUAGACAAUCUUCAAAAUCUGCACAACUGGUAGAUCUUUUCUAUCUAGCUGUUGACCAUUUUCCAGUUAAGGACAUUAUACCUUUCCUUGAAACAGAAAAUCGAAUUGUAAAACCUAGUCCAAAGUAGUAUUUAAAUAAAUAAAUAAAUAAAAAAUAUCUACAUGUCCAACUUUGACGUAAUUUUCGAUUCACCACACAGUUUAACCCCUUAAGGACCAAACUUCUGGAAUAAAAGGGAAUCAUGACAUGUCACACAUGUCAUGUGUCCUUAAGGGGUUAAAGGACCGCUAUAGUGCCAGGAAAACAUACUCGGGUGCCCCCACCCUCAGGGUACCCCUCCCGCCGGGCUCUGGGGAGAGGAAAGGGUUAAAAUCUUAUCUUUCUCCAGCGCCGGGCGGAGAGCUUUCCUCCUCCUCUCCUCCUUCCUAGCGACGUCAUUGGCUGAAUGCGCAUGCGAGGCAGGAGCUGCGCGCGUAUUCAGCCUGUCUCAUAGGAAAGCAUUUACAGUGCUUUCCUAUGGACGCUGGCGGCUUCUCACUGUGAUUUUCACAGUGAGAAGCACGCAAGCGCCUCUAGCGGCUGUCAAUGAGACAGCCACUAGAGGAUUUAGAGGCUGGAUUAACCCUCAGUGUAAACAUAGCAGUUUCUCUGAAACUGCUAUGUUUAUAAAAGAAUGGGUUAACCCUAGCUGGACCUGGCACCCAGACCACUUCAUUAAGCUGAAGUGGUCUGGGUGCCUAGAGUGGUCCUUUUAAUGAAGAAACCACCUGUAAAGAAAUUGUAACUGCAUUUUCCAUUGUGUCUUUGUUUUAUACAGCUCGUCAGUAGGGAACUAAAACUUUAUCACUGUGAGGCAUCCUGGGAACAUUUUCUAUCAUGUGGCUCUCUUGUGAAUAACAUUCCUGACCUACAGAGACAUGCACUAAUUAUUUAUAAUGAACUGAAGAGAAAGUGCAAUGAGUUGGGGGACACCUACAUCGAACAGACCGCUAUUACCAAAGCUGUAUCAGAAAGCAUGGCUGCAGAUCAAGCAUGGGAUGCACUGAAGUUUUUAAAAGAUAAUGGUAUUGUAGUAAUGGAAGGCCAGCGGGUUUUUCUCCACAAUCUUUACCAGUAUGAAAUGGAUAUUGCUGAAUAUGUCCACGAACUUAUAGUGAACGAAUCCCAGAUAUUGAAUAUUGAGCCCGAAGAAGUGUUUAGAUUUGCUUCUUUUAAUCAGGCCAAAGAACCUCAAGACGACUCUAAUACAGAGAAUGAUAUUGGAGUCUCCUCCAGUUCAGAUCAGACUUCCGAUGAGUGUAUAAAAGCCUUAAAGAUAAUGGACUGUCCUCCUACCAGUGCAAACUCUUUUUCAGACGUUUUGGAUGAAGACCAGGAAAAAGCUGUCAGACUGAUAUGUUCUAACCCAGUAACUGUCAUAAGUGGGAAAGGAGGAUGCGGAAAAACCACUAUUGUGAGCCUUGUGUUUAAAUCCCUGAUUUCGAAGGAAGAUGAAGAGGUUAAAAUGUGCUCUAAAGCAUUUGAGAGCGAUAUGAAUAUGUCUGAUGAAUGGACAUGUGACCACAUACCGCAUAACUUUAAAAGCGAUGGUCCUAUACGUUUUUUACUUACAGCACCCACAGGGAAAGCAGCGUCUCUUUUAAAGAAAAAAACAGACCUCCCUGCUGCUACCUUGCAUCAGGUAAAUACGGCAUUAGAGGGGAUAUGUUACAUGAUCAGUGGUUUUACCAAAUUAACAAUGCUGUGCUAUUUUAUUUUACAAAAUUGAGAUUAAUUUUGCUAUUUUUUUUUCUUUAAUUUGCUGGCACAGCCAGUGUAGAAAAACUAAGAUUUAUGGGUACAAUAUCACUGGUCUCAUUCAUGGGACCUAACAAGUUAAUGGAAUUUGGUUACUAUUAGGCUGUUUAUAAAUAGCCAAGUUAUCAAACUUUCUACUGUUUUUAACAGCUAGUUGAAUUGAAAUGAAAAUGAUAUCUGAAAUAAUUGGAUUUGGCGUUUGUGGAUGGGUUUCACAUAGUUAACUUUCAGUUUAACCCUUUAAGGACACAUGACGUGUGACAUGUCAUGAUUCCCUUUUAUUCCAGAAGUUUGGUCCUUAAGGGGUUAAACAGCCGAAUGUGGAAAUUUAAAUGUCAUACUGCUGCCUUUUGCUAUUUCAUCAAUAUAGUCAUCUCGCUGUGCCAUGCUAAAGCUCAAAAAUGUUAUUUAGGUUUCUGUAAAAGCAAAGUUUAGACGGCAUUAUUCAGGCAAAAUAACUUUUCAAAUAUAUUGUAAGAUGAUCAUUGAAAAAUUUUGUUUUUAAAUUCUUUGUAAUGAUCACUGUACAGAAUACAUCACUUACAUUUUGUGAAACCCAACGUACCUUGCAUGAUGGCCUCCAAAAAUGCUAUAUUUUUGCUUGUCUUGACAUGAUCAGUAAUAUCAGGCUAUUUAUUUUUCCCUCUCUUGUGAGGCCUCAUAGAAAUAGCCAUGUAGAGGUUUUCUAAAAAAAAAUGCAAUGGCAUGCUCAUCAUAGGCAACAAGCAUUAAUUUUUACAUGUUGUAGUAAUCCGGAUGUGAUGGUGCAAAGACAAAUGACAUUCCGUAGAAUGUUGAUAAAAAUGAAGGUAAAAUUGCAGCUCCAACCUACCUAUCCUCCCUGAUGCACAAGUAUGUCCCGUCGAGGUCCCUGCUCUCUCCCGAAGACCUACGUCUAUCCUUUAUCCUCUGUCCAUGCUCCCACAUCUGAUGCUCAUCUUCUCCAGGGCUGCACCUUUUCUGUGGAACUCCCUUCCCUUCUCUGUUAGACUUUCACCCAGUCUCCACUCCUUAAAAAAUAUUUGAAAACACACUUCUUCAGGAAAGCAAAUCAUUUAAACUGUUAGUGGGGUUUCACCACCCCUCUCCCCCCUUCCCCCCCACAAUGACUCCUCUCCUGCAACUGUCAAAAAUAAGUUCUCAGUGAAUACUUUUCUAGCAACCUAUUUCAUUACCUCUACCUCUUAUUUGUGUCACUAUACCCCACUCCCUCUAGCAUGUAAGCUCAUUUAGCAGGGCCCUAAACCCCUCUGUUCCUGUGCGUCCAAUUUCCUGGUUACAAUUACGUGUCUGUUAGUCCACCCAUUGUACAGCGCUACAGAAUCUGCUGGCGCUAUAUAAAUAAUAAUAAUAAUUUUGCGACUUUCUUUAGGUGACCUGCAGUUACUCCCGUUGGAAAAAACAUCAUGAAGAGAAUCCUGAAAGCAAGACAAAGUGGAAGUUCUCCAGAGUGGAAGUUCUAGUUGUAGAUGAAGGAAGCCUUGUGUCUGUUAAUAUUUUGAGCACUGCUUUAAGAUUACUUACUCAAUAUGGAAAGUUGACGAGAUUAAUACUACUUGGUAUGUUUCCUCCUUCUAAAUAUGUUAUUUUUCAUAUUGGGAAUGUGUCCCAGACCGCGGUCGUGUUGAGAAUAAGGCGGGAGAUCGGCCGCGUCUCCUGCCUCAGAUUAGAUAGCAGGCCGCAAGGAGCUUCAUGCCCCUCAAACGUUGAGCAAAGCGUGUCAAGUUGGUCUAGGAGAUUGUCAAUGCUGUCUCCACAAGUCAUGAGGCGAUUUCCGCUGCUCAAACUAAUUAUUUCUCGUUUUCUGAGCUUAUAUCACAGGAUUAUCUGAGGAGGUCCCUCAGCCUGCAUCCUGCUUGCUUGGCGGUCAGGCCCCACCCCCAAUAUUUUAACUUUUUAAUGUUUUUACCAUAACUUUUUUUUUCUUCGCUUCGUUUAUUGGUUAUUUGCUACUACAAGUUGCACAUUAUUGAUGUAACUAAAGUGUAUGAAAAUAUUGCGCUUAUAGCUUUAGUUGUACCGAAAAGACCAGCAGUACUGCAGGUGUAUAGGGGACCCGGGUAAGAGGGAAAGCUGUUUUGCUCCUGGAACCAUAGCAACAUCAAGGUUUAACAAUUUAGAACAUCUAUCCCCAAGAACACAUCCACAUAUUUUUGUCUGCAUGUUUUCUUAGGGAGUAUAUGAAAAGCUGCAGACCUGCUUUCUGCAGCCUUUGCAAGCCCUACCUUCUUUCCCAGGCACCGUCUUUCAGUCUGUGCUAGAAUCAUUAGGACUUAGCGGCUUCUAGUGAGCCCCAUGCUUCUAUCCUGACCCAUAGACCUGUACGACGGAACAAACAAAACAUUUGCUGUAGGAAUAGCAUGAUGACCGGGAGCAAGAGAACCUCCUUACAUCUUACUUGGUCCUCAACUUAGACACGUAUGCUGUCGGUUUUAGAGGUCUUAUGCCAAGGAUUGAUUGACAGGAAGGGGUGUGACCAUAUUUAGAAAUUAUUAAAUUAAAAUCUAUAUAUCUACUUGCAUGUUCUGCUAGCACAAUCUAGCGACGAAAUGCAAUUUUAACCUAAGUAGUGUGUGCCGUGACAGGUACGCUUUAUUUCCAUUUCAUGAAAUUUUACUGGUAGUCUGUGGUUUAAAAAUGUUAUGCAACAUGUCUCAUACAUUGCCUCUUUUAAUUAUUGACAGGAGAUGUUAGACAAUUACCCAGCAUUCAGCCUGGAAACCUGCUUGCAGAUAUAUUUACAGUUCUACAUAAAAUGAAGUGGGCAGUUGAGCUUAGAACGAAUCACAGAGCAGAGUCCCAGCUCAUCGUUGACAAUGCUACAAGGUAAGAACGUGGAAAUACAUGUUGAAUGAGAUAUUGUGAAACCUGUAUAAGUGUGCUCUGUCUUUCUCUGAUAGAAAGGAGAGACUAUACAUAAUAUGAUAUCUAAUAUAUCAGAUAAUUGUCUUUGAAUAUAUCUCGCCACUGCUCAUAAUAAAUAGAAUAUUUUAGAAUGCUGCUGGAAAUCCAUUCCCUGGCUUCUAGGACCAGCUUCUAAAAUACGAUCUUUUAGCAAGUGAAAUAUUCCUGUUGUCUAACUCAGUGUAAUUUUUACAAAGGUUACUGUCAUUGUUAAUAAUUCUCAUGCCAUUCUUAACAUUACCCAGUUUUCUACUUUCCCAACGGCAUACAUAAUGAUCAGCUUGUUAGAUUUUGGUAUUCAUGCUAGAGAACUUGAAGAUAAUACUUAAGAAUAUAAAUAAAAUAGUCUCACCGUGCACGUUGCAGGGAAAAUUGAUGCUGAUAGAAAUCCGAGGGCACCCAUGAGUAUUGAAAAUAUACAGACUGCAUUGUAUAAAUGUAUAGUCCAAUGUUCCUGAACUACUGAUAAGGCACUUUGUAAGGCUUUACCGUCUCUGCAUUAUUAAAUAUAUGGAAGAAAAUAAAUCCAAAUAUAUUUUGUACAGGCAGUGCCAUCAAAGUGUCGUAAUAUUUUCUCAGCCUUUAUAUAUCAAUGAAACAGGGAAGCCUGUAAUCCUGGCUUCUGAUAUUCAUAUAUUUUUCUGAACAAUAAGUACUAUAGAUUUUCAAAGUUAAUCAGUAAGAUUUUUCUCCAUUUUCUGAGCUAUCCUCAGCACCAUUGUCUUUCUGAAACGCCUGUGCUGGCACCUUGCUUAAUAGAAGUUGCCUGUGUUACAAUUGUAUUCUUACGUUUGCGUCAGAACACAAAACAGGACCUUCUGAGCAACUAGAUCCGCUGAGUACCUGCGCUGAUUUUGGUAUGCACAGCUACGUUAAAGCAGAACCACAUUACCACACCAACUCAUACCAAGUUUGGACCUUGGUUACUGGCUGGGAGCCAUUAGUUGACACUCAACCAAUGAAUAAUGUCCAAUCUAGGUAUAAUAAUGCGGACAUGUGAAUUUACACUUAACAGACUUUGAAGCAGCACACGUGCCAAUCGGAAUCCGUUAUCAAACUAUUUAGAAAUGGCUUUUCUGCAGCACCAGGAACUCUGGCACCAUACGCACUAAAUUGCACAGCUGUGUCCCUUUCAAUUAAAAAGAAUAGGGUUAUAAAAAAUGCAAAAUAGAAAAUGCAGAUGGUUCGCACAGAACCCGCUUUACGCUCGAUGAAGUGUAAUGUAAGUGGGUCAUAGGUUGUUUCCUUUAGGUCAGGGAUUCCUAACCCAGUCCUCAAGUACCCCCUACCAGUCCAGGAUUUAGGGAUUACCCUGUUGUGUCUAAAGUGUUUUUUUUCUUUCUUCUUUCUUUUCUAAAAACACUUUAAAAACAACUGGGUAAUCCCUAAAUCCUGGACUGUUAGGGGGUACUUGAGGACUGGGUUGGGAACCACUGCUCUAGGUGAUGGGUGACUUAAUUCAAUGGGAAAUAGUGUAGGUUAUGUGAAGUCAUGCAAAAAAAAAAAACCUGGUUUGAAUGUGGGGAACCUUUUAAAACAUGUUGUUGCAGCUAUUAAGCUUAAUACAUUCUAUAUUGACGUGGCAGGCGGCAUUCCCUCCAAUGGCCAUUGGAGUAACUUAAUGUCCUCCAUUUGUCUAAAUGAACAUAGGGAUUCUUUUGGUUUUUAACUGUAUAUUGGGGCUGAUGUGUACUGUGGUCAUUGCUGCUGCCCAGGAGUGAUGGGAGUGAGCGCAGGACUUCUCUUUUUGUAUUUGUAUUCACUUUUUGUAUCACACAGCUUUGUUACAAUGCAGCCGCCCAUCCCAUGUGUUCCCUAUUAAGUGUUAAUAAGUUAAUAUAUUGGGGUGUAUAUAAAAAAUACCCGUCUCUGUCUCAGUGGAGAUAUAUUUGCCAGAAUCUCAAGGAAGCAAGGUGAAGGGUCAGUGUAGGACCUGCUUAGGGGGGUCUGCCUUGACGUUGGCAGGCAGCAUUCCCUCCAAUGGCCACUGGAGUAACUAAAUGACCUCCAUUUGUCUAAAUAUACAUAGGGAUUAAGGAGAGAGCACAGGCAACUUGUUUUUUUUCCCUUUGGUGUUUAACUAUAUAUUGGGGCUGAUGUGUACUGUGGUCAUUGUUGCUGCCCAGGAGUGAUGGGAGUGAGCGCAGGACUUCUCUUUUUGUAAUUGUAUGCUAUAUUAUAGACUUUGCUAUGUGUGUGUUUUUUAUCCAGAAUUUCUCAGCAAAACCCAAUUGAGUUCGAUGCUAUUAUAGAUCUCUCCCGUGGUGUGGAAGUUGAAAUACCCAGCGAAGAUAAGAAAUUUAUUUUCAUUUCUUUGCCCAAUGGCAGUGACUAUGGUAAGCCUUUCUAAUGUAGCAGGACAUAGUUGUAAUUUUUAUAACUUUCCAAUAAUAUGCCAUUCUUGCAAGCAAUUCACAUUUUUCAUGUAUAUAUUUUGUGUGAUCAUGUGUCUGUGGACCUGCAAUUAAUUAUGCUUUUCUUCAAUCUAUCAAUUUAUUUUGAUAUUUUUCUUUUUUUUUCCUUUUCUUUUUUUUUUUUCUCCCCUUAUAAUUUUUUUCAAGAUUUGACCUAUCCUGUAGAAGAGAUACCUUUGGAAUACCACAAUGUCUGUACUGGUGUGGAAUAGGGGAUUAUUUGCUAAACUGUGAAUUGAUGUGAACUUAAAGUGGAUUUAAAAUUCUAGGGCCCAAAAGGUGAAUUGGAAAAAUUCUAAUAGCUUUUGGUUUUCCAUUUUGUCCGACAAAAUGAAAUUCCAUUUCAAUUCUCACUUUGGUGAAUAACCUUGACAGUAUUUUGUCAUUAAUCACCAAUUGUUUUUACAACAAGUCUUUUCAUACCCCUUUAAAACAAAUAAUGGUAAUGUCGUUGGAUCUUUUUAUUUAUAUAUGUUUUGAUCUUAUAUAUCAGAUCUCCAGGUUGCCAUAGAGAAACUUCUAAAGGAAGGACCAGGAUUACAGGAUGAUAAAACAUCUCAGUUUAUUGCAUUUAGAAGGUAAUUAUUCAUUCGGCUGGUAAGUGUUUUAUCCAGAUAGUGCAAUUCCUUGUGUCUCACACUAUGUAGUCUAAGUGUAAGUUUCAUGUUGGUAUUGUAGGUCCCAGGUCCUCAUUAACCUGGCAAUUGAGGUAUGGGAGGCUUCCUUAUCUAAUACGCUGUGGAUUUAGGUUGAAUGUAAUAUUUAAUAAACUGUUAGGACCUUUAAGCUCAGUUUUGAGAUUGACCUUGGACGUGCACUCUCGUCUCUCCAUAUGCUGAUUAGAAUAGCUGUCUGUUUUCUCCUUAUAACUUUUGAUACACUGUAGGUUAAUGCUGCUGGCACAGCUAAUGUCUAGGUAUAAUCUGUAGGUUAGUGCUGCUGGCACAGCUAAUGUCUAGGUAUAAUAUCAGGGUAUUCUUUAAGUGUGUUUCUGAGAAAACAGAUCCUUUAGCUUUUCUCACACUUUCAGUAAUCUUAAAGUGUCACUGUCACGCCAAACUUGCCUUUCUCCUAUUGUUUCCUCUUCUCUUCCUCUCUUGGAAUCUGCUCUUCUUUUAAAUAACAAGCGGAAACUCUGCUGAUACUUAGUAAUAUGUGUCUAUUUUUCAUUGAAUAAUCUUUACUAGAUUUCAGUGGGACACUACAGUCACCAGAACAACUACAGCUUGUUGUGUUUGUUCUGGUGUGUAGAAUCAUUCCCUUAAUACCUUUUUCAGUACACACGUUUUUUUCCCAGAGAAAAGGCCAUGUCUACAUUACAGCCUAGGGAUGCCUCCACUGGCCACUCCUGGACACUUUGUGUAGGUAAAACUCUAUAUUCAAGGUUUAUCACACAUCAAAAGUUUCAAAAACAUUUAUUCUUCCAUCCUGUCCUAAUGUGUCUUAUACCCCACCUCCUAUAGACUGUAAGCUUGUUUGAGCAGGGUCCUCUUCAACCUGUCGUUCCUGUAAGUUUUCUUGUAAUUGUCCAAUUUAUUGUUAAAUCCCCCCUCUCAUAAUAUUGUAAAGCGCUACGGAAUCUGUUGGCGCCAUAUAAAUGGCAAUAAUAAUAUAGCCAAAGUAAAAUGACAAAGGACUUGGAUAAAUAAAAGCAUAAGCAAAGUGCACAUAACGUACAUAAUCCACAUAAAUUAUUCACCAACUGAUUUUUAGCAAAACCACUUUGACAAAGUGUAUUUGUGUAGAUUUAAAAUGAAUUCUUAUACUGUGUGUUCGUGGCUGUCAGAGUGUGCCUUUAAUAACUGCUGGAUUCUUAGCAAACCAUAUUGGCAUGAUGGCAUAGCAGCUAUUCAUAUGAUGGCAUUGAAGCUUGUCUCAGACUGGAGUAUUGAUAUCUGCAAGGAAGGGUAGAGCUCAACAUUCCAUAAGGGAGUAUCAGGAAUUCAGAAUAACACCGAAAUAUGAAGAAGAUGGCAAAAAAUUGAUAUUAAAGUACCUAUACAAUUACCUUCUUUUUAAAAAUGUAUUUAUUUAUUUUUACUUUUUAUUUAUCAAAAAUGAAUCCCGUACAAAAUCUUAAUAUUAAAAAUUCCAAUAUAUAUCAUAUAUGAAUACGGACAUUUUCAAUAUUCUUAUAUUUCACCGAACAAUUAAAACAUCAAAAACAACAAAAAAUAUAUAAAUACAAUGGCAGAUAUUGAGGCUUGCUCUGAUUAAUCUUAAGGUAAUUAGGUGCUAGGAAAAAACAGCAUAUUAAUGCUAAAUAUCAUUUUUCCUGUUUCCUAUUCCCUAUUCAUUUCCCUUUACCAUCUUUAUUCUUUUUCUUUUAUUGUACAAGGUUUUUAUAUAUGUCCCAAUUACCAUACAUUUUCUCCUUCUAACAGAUCUUUUUAAUCCUUCUAACACUGCAUAUGAUCAGCAUAUUGAUCCCCACAUCUCCAACAAUUAUGUAAAGCAUUUGGAAAUAUCCUAUUAAUACUUUUUGGGGACUCUAUACCAACGAUUUACCAAUUUAUACUGUGUUUCAUUAAGGUUCAGACAGUGUAUCGCUCUGUAACAUAUAUUUAAUGCCUUAUUCCAUUCUUCUUCAUUAAUUUGGAUCUGUAAAUCCUCCUACCAUCUUAUUAUAGCAGUAAUUGGGAUGCCUUUUUUUACAUAUUUCAAUAAUUUCAAGACAUUUUGUUAUUAAAUGUUUAUAAUCAUUUUGUCUAAACAUUUUGUUAAAAAUGUCGACAUUUGAGAAUUAUCAUUAAAGGGACACUAUAGUCACCAGUGCAACUACAUGUAUUCCUGACCCUAUAGUGUUAAAACCACCAUCUAGCCCCUCUGGGCCCCUCAUGCCUCCAUAAAUAUAGUAAAUAUCUUACUGUAUUCAAGCCUGAAGCUGUAAAUCUGCAUGCUGUUAUACUCAGAAAAACAAGCAGUCUGCUGACAUGUGGUAGCCUGAUCCAAUCACAGUGCUUCCCCACAGGAUUGGUUGAGACUGACAAAGAGGCAGAUCAGGGGCAGAGCCAGCAUGAUUCAAACACAGCCCUGGCCAAUCAGCAUAUCUUCAUGAGGAAAAUUCAGUGUCUGCAUGCAGUGGGAGGAGAUACUGAAUCACAGGAUGCUGUGCACAGUGCUGCCUGGUGCUCUGCUGACAGCAGAUCUGAGUGGAUGGAGGCAUAUUAUGCCUCCAUCAACUCCGAAGUCCCUCUGGUUCACUCUGAGUGACUGCAACUGGAGGUGUUCCUAGCUUUCAAUGUAAACACUGUAUUUUCUCAGAACAUACAGUGUUUACAUGAGAGAGGCUGCAGGGAGCUAUAGUUCUCACCUGAAGAACCUCAUUAAGCUGAAGUUGUUCAGGUGACUAUAGUGUCCCUUUUAAUAUACAAUUUAUCAUUUAGAAAACCUUUAAUUCUGAGAUAUUUAAAUAUUUAUUGAUCACCAAGAUUAACUUCUGUUUGGAGUGCAGCGAAUGAUUUUAUUUCUCUCUAUUAAAUUAUGAAUUUCUAUGAUUCCUUUAUUUAUCCAUGGUUGAAGGUCUAUAUUUUCCAUUAAGCCACUUAUAAUUUCUGAAGGUAGACAAGGUAAAACGUUGUCUUUUAUCUUAGCUUUAUUUUUAUAUAUAUAUAUACGAAUUUGCCAGAAUAUGGUUUAAAGCUAUGUUCCCUUCUAUUAUGUUUGAAGAUUUCAAAAAAUUCUGUGAUUUCCAAGUGUUGAGGUUUAAAAUCUUUCAUUUCUAUUAGCUACCAACUGAUCAGAGUUGACAGCUGACAUUUAAUGUGGAUAAGUGCAAGAUAAUGCAUCUUGGACGUAAAAUCCCAAGGGCAGAGUACAGAAUAUUUGAUAGAGUCCUAACCUCAACAUCUGAGGAAAGGGAUUUAGGGGUGAUUAUUUCUGAUGACCUAAAGGUAGGCAGACAAUGUAAUAGAGCAGCAGGAAAUGCUAGCAGAAUGCUUGGUUGUAUAGGGAGAGGUAUUAGCAGUAGAAAAAGGGAAGUGCUCAUGCCAUUGUACAGAACAUUGAUGAGACCUAAUUUGGGGUAUUGUACGCAGUACUGGAGACCGUAUCUCUAGAAGGAUAUUAAUAGUUUGGAGAGAGUUCAGAGAAGGACUACUAAACUGGUUCAUGGAUUUCAGGAUAAAACUUACCAGGAAAGGUUAAAGGAUCUUAACAUAUAUGGCUUGGAGGAAAGACGAGACAGGGGGGAAACAACACAGUAAAGGAGGAAACUAUAUUAAUAAGAAGAAAAAUUACUGCAACAAGAGGAUAUAGAGUUAAAUUAGAGGGGCAAAGGUUUUAAAAUAAUAUCAGGAAGGAUUACUUUACUGAGAGGGUAUUGGAUGCAUGGAAACGCCUUCCAGCUGAAGUGGUAGAGGUUAACACUGAAAAGGAGUUUACGCAUGCGUGGGAUAGGCAUAAGGCUAUUCUAACUAUAAGAUAAGGCCAGGGAAUAAUGAAAGUAUUUAGAAAAUUGGGCAGACUAGAUGGGCCAAAUGGUUCUUAUCUGCCAUCACAUUCUAUGUUUCUAAAAGCUCUAUUUAUUUGUGAUAUCACCGCAUGUACUAAUAAAGCACGUCUGCAUAUUCUUGAGCAAUUGGUAUUCCAUGUCCUCCUAUAUUUUUUUUUUUUAUUUUUUUUUAAGCAAGUAGUUGUAAAUUUAAUCUGAGUUUCUUAACAGCCCAUUUAAAUCUAGAAAAUGCGGUCUGGAUCAUAUUUAGCCAUGGAGUUGGAAUUUUAAAAGGAACCAUUCUGAAUAUAUACAUAAACUUGAGGAGCAUAUAUGCCUUCACUGUGUUUAUUUUCCCCCACCAGGAAAUUUCCAUCAUUCUCCAUUCUUUAAAUGAUCUAUUCGUAUCCUUUAUUAGUGGGAGUAAAUGUAUUUCCAUCCAUUCACUAGGUUUAGUUGAUAUUUUGAUACCCAAAUAUGUAAAUUGAUUGUUUUCCCAUUUAAAAUUAUAUUUAUCUUUCAGAUAAUUUAUUUGAGUUCUAGACAUAUUUAAGGGGAUUACUAUAGAUUUUGUUUCAUUUAAUUUGUAGUUAGAUAAUAAAGAAUAUUCUUUUAUACAAUCCAUAAUCCCGUCUAUUGAUUUUACAAGGAUCUUCAACAGUCAAUAGGAUGUCACCGGCAUGUAAUUUAAUUAUCUGUGUAUUCAUUUUAUUAAAUACUUGAAUUUUAGUAUGGGUUUUUAUUUUCCUGGCUAAAGGUUCUAUUGUGAGGAUAUACAACAAGGGUGAUAAAGUGUUCCGUUCGUUAAAUAAAACCAUGGUGAUACAAUACCAGAUCCUAUUACCUCCUGGUUUAGUGUAUAGUGACGUUAUUACUUCAAAUAUUCUUCCCCUUAAUCCAUAUGCCUUCAACGAUUCCGCCAUAUAUCCCCAGCCAACCCUGUCAAAUUCCUUUUCAGCAUCCAAUGACAGUCAGCUGGGGCACGCCAUUUAAUCGGGAUUGAAUAAAUAUUUAUUUAUAUUCAUAUAUUUGAGUUAUCUCAUGUGUCCAGUUGGAGAUCUUGCUGGGACAAAUCCUACUUGGUUAUUAUGAAUCACUAUAUCUAAUAUUACUUUUAACCUCUCUGCUAUUAUGGCUGCAUAUAUUUUUACAUCUGAAUUUAGAAGAGAGAUUGGUCAGUAGCUGGUGAUUUCUUCUGGGUUUUUAGCUGGCUUUAGAAUAGGUACUAUAUUUCCUUGCAGCAAUUCUUCAGGUAUGGCUCCUUUAUCGGCAAAAUUAUUGAAAGCAUCUACGAGGCCAAUUCUUUUGUAAAUAGUUUAUAGAAAGAAACAUUAAAACCAUCUGGUCCUGGGUCUUUCCAAGAUUUUUGUUUUCUUAUAGUUUGGGAUACCUCUUCUGUGAAAGGUCUAUUUAGCUGCUCUAAUAUCUCACUAGAUGGAUUUGGUAAAUCCAUAUGUUUAAUAUGUUCCUCAAUUUUAUUUCCUGUUAUCCCUUGUAAAUUAUAAAGUGACUCCUAAUAUUUACAAAAAGUUUUACCUAUUUAGUUUGGUGCUAGAUAUGUUUUACCUUCAUGUACAAUUUUAGAGAGAGUUUUGUUUUCGCUUUUGUUUUUAGUUUAUUGGAUAAAAUUAUAUAAGCUUUAUUCCCCUUGUAGUACCAUAGGGUUUUUAAAGAAUAUAACGUUUUAUUAGUUUUUCCACUUACAAAUUGUUUCUUAUUUUUAAGAUCUUGAAUUUCAUUGGAUAGAUUUUCUUUUUCCUUUAUCUACAUUUUUCUCACUUUCCAUGUGUUAUCUAUAUAUAACUUUUGUGGAACUACUUUUCAUAUAGCAUUCACUUCUAUUUCUAUUUAGUGUCUUAUUCAGUGAAAUACAGACAAUUAUUUAAUGUGAAUCAUAAUUAAUUCUUAUUAACCCAUAUUCUUAUAGAUUCUAAUAUUGUUGUCUAAAUAUUUUUGAAAAUAUCAGUUCCUUUUCCAUUGUAUAAAUAUCUCAUUAAUUUCUUUUCUUCCACCUCUUUUUGUAUAUCCAAUUUCAAAAUAAGAUCAAGACAAGAAAAAAAAAAGAAAAAAAAACAACAUUCAUCAGUCCAUUAUAUAGGAUCUAUUAUUUUGUUAUCUAAUGCCCAUAUUCUUUCUUUUUUGGGAGUGUCGAAUGAGUGUUUUAAAAUCAUAUGCGAGAAUUCUCUUUACUGGGUUCCCCCACUUAUAUCUAAUGGGUUUUUUUUCCGGAGUGUUUUUGUUGCAAAUAACCAUUUCUUGAUUCUUGUAAAAAAAUAAGUCUGUAAAAUUAUGCUUCUGUGGUAUGGUUCUUAUAAUACAGUUGUCUUCUUUGCUUUUAAUAUUUUCUCCCUCACCCCGAACGAGGAUAAAGAUAGAAUGUCUCUAGGUGGAUCACCUGCUGAACCAGGUGCCUUUCCCGUUCUAUGGCAUCUCUCCCAUAAAUGUGCAUAGCCUUCUUGUCACUCCCAAUUUAGAAAACAAAUCUUUCAUUUUUCUCUCUCCAUGUAAUAGAUUCAGAUAUUGCUCUUACUCUUAAAUUAUUUUGUCCAGCAUUUUUUUUGUUCCAGCAUUCCAAUUUUCUUCUCAUUUUGUAUAUUUAUUUCUCUAUAUGCCAGACUUUGUCUCCGGACUUGCAAUUUUUUCUUCAUUUUCUUUGAUUUUAUUUCCUAAUGUCACAAUGUCCUUUCCUAAAUCUUGUAUAUUUAGAUGAAUUUAAUUUUUUAUUUUCCCAAGUGCAUUCGUAAGAUGUGUCAAAGGUUGUUCUUUUGUAGAUAUUAUUUUUUCUUUCUCUCAUUCAUCUGUCGGAUAUAUUGUUGUUUCUGCAAAUUGACUUCUCCAUACUUAUAUUUGUGGUGUUGGGAGUAAAAAAUGAUAACCGUUUUUCAGGUUUAGCUUUCGUCUUUUUUGUUUGUGAUUUAUUUUCUGUUGGAUUUUUAAAAAGAAACAAAACUUUUUUUAGUUCCCACAGCUAAGUUUUAGUAUGUCCUUUACUUUGUUUGACGUCCUUAAUUACCGUAUGUCUCUUAAAAGAGAGAAUAAUUAUGCGGUUUGUCACCAGUUAGAUCGGGUGUGGUGGAUUACUUUCAAAUAUAACUUUUAAUGGUACAAAGAGCAAUUUUCUCUGAUAUCCAGUGGGGAUUUCUGCUAAAUUGGGAUAUGUAUUUUUAUCAAAAUCCCUCUUACACACACUCUCUGUGCUUUUACAUAUAUGUCCUUCUCCCUUAAACACAUAAUAGGAAGAUAUUUAUCAGUGAAAAAAUGAAAAAUACAAAAACAAACAAUAUCUUUGCUACUUCAAAAAGCACUUCUCUCUUUGCCCACAGCUUCGAGUGUCACUGUUAAAUAUCUUAGACUUUAACUGCAAUAACACAAUCUAUCUUGAUUUCCCUUUCCUUUAGUUAUCUGUCUAUUUUCUCUUUUUUUUCUAUCUCCCCUACACCAUCUAUAGCAGAUUAGACCAAAUAAAAUGUAUCAAAUCAUUUCAGACAUAUAUGGGAAAAUCCCAAAAUAUUUGACUUCACUUACCUGCUUUCAGCUAGCCGUUUUUGGUCACUGUUCCUCUUUUCUCUCCUCUCCCCAUUUAUUCCUGCUUCGCUUGUUUUAAUCUGCAAUAUCUUUUAACUUAUUUCUAUUCCCCGUCUUUGCUUCAGGGCGCCAUUUCUCCACAUGGGACAAAAAACAAAAUUCCAGAUACAGCUUCACUCGGUAGGGAUAUUCCUGUACUUUCCCUUGUUUUUUAGCUUCGGGUUCUGAGAGUAAUCCUCCUGGUUACCCAAACUCUGCUCCCGUGAUAAUCUGUUUAGCAGGGGUAAAAAGGAAAUUCACGGCGUUCAUUCCCUGGUCCCGUGACUGCUCCAGCUCCACCUGUCUGCGUGCGUGGCGUUGUGAUGUCAUGUCAUUGCUCUCUCCGCCCUCUCGAGAUGGAUGCUUUCCACACCUUAGUAUACAAUUACCUUCUGUAUCACUAAUUAAUACAUGCAGCAACCAAAAAAAAAACACCCUGGUAAACCGAUUCCUAACAAACAACCCAUACAUUGGUGCACAAUAUCCAUUAAAACAGUGCACAAUUAUCUUGCAAUGUAUCUCUUGCCAAUAAAAACAAAUCAAUCAACCACUAAACUGAUGUGCAAAAUCAAUUUAAUUGGUAUUGCACACCAACUUUGACUAAUUUGUUUUUAUUGGCAAGAGAGAUAUUGCAGGAUCGGAAUGCAGUUUAGGCUACCGAUAUUCCACCUCCAAGCGCUCCAGUCAAUACAUUUGAAAGGUUAAUCGAUUUUUCCAUCCGGUGUCUCCUGAUAAUUGCUUUAUCUCCUAUUUCUUUAUUUUUUAAUGUUUGUCUUGUCUUUGUUUUUUCUUCUAGGAGAGAUUGUAUGUUAAUAAAUGAACUCUGCUGUAAACAUUAUUCCAGACAUAAUAUCAAGUAAGUUAUUUUUUAUAUAUAUAUAUAUAUAUAUAUAUAUAUAUAUAUAUAUAUAUAUAUAUAUAUAUAUAUAUAUAUAUAUAUAUAUAUGUGUGUGUGUGUGUUGUCCAUGGCAGGUUUUUAGGUUUCCCCCCUCAUACUCCCUUCCUUGGUAGGCCAUUGAUCUUGUAGAAUAAACUUUACUAUGCAGAAAAUACUUGUUUUUCCAUUCAGGUCAUCCCAAAACCUUUGAGUUAUAGGGACUGGGGUAAAGUAUUGAUAAAGAAUGGUUUAUGUGAUAAACAAGCGUGUGAGAAAGGGAUAUUCUGGGAAAGAAGUCAUGUUCAGGAAGAGAUAGACCUGUGAAGCGAGAGAGAAGAAUAAAGGAAGCUACUCUUUAAUAUCUUCUGAUAUUCCCAAAUUUCAGAGACAGUCCUGUAAUUAGAAGACCCCAAAUAAUUCUUCUGCUCCAUACAAUUAAAUGUUUUAGGGAGUUUCUCUUAAAUGAUUUUUCAAUAUAAUAGUAUUAGCAUAUUUAGUAACGGUAACAUAUUUUAAAAAACAAAAAUGUACCAGGGUUGCUAAGAAGGUACCCCCAGCUUUACUCUACAACUUCCAUGAUGCCUACAGCCUCAAGGUCAUUUUGUUGGUAUCCUUUUUCCAUGUUAGCAGAUCAUGGAAUAAUGAUCUCUGUUUUGUCUUCUUGCAGGAAUCAUAGGAAUAAGUUUGAUUUUCAAUGUAAGGACAAGGUGUGCUGUACUAAAAACGCAUAUGUUAAAGAUCUACAGGCAAAGUGAGUAUCAGCCUUUUGGUGGUUGCUGUUAAACAUGGUUGUGAAAUUAGCCAAAAUGUUGUUUGAUUACCACCAGCGUUGUGAUCUGGCUAGCUAAGCACACAGGUUACCUGUCAUUCAUUAAAAGGAUACUCUAAGCACCAAAACAACUUCCGCUUAAUGAAGACGGUGUUGGUGUAUAGAUCAUGCCCCUGCACUCUUACUGCUCAAUUCUCUGACAUUUGAGUUAUUUUUAAAAAUGGAAAAUAGAUGUAGCGCUAUAUUUAGUAAUAGAAAUGGAGAUAAAAAGGCAAUACCUUACAAAGUCUUUACAAUAUUAAAUAAAUCUUCCCAGUUUGAGUUUCUAAAAAACACAAAGAAAAAACGGAACGGACAUAGUGUAUACCGUAUAAUACAAUGUAAUAAUAGAAAAAAAAGGGGGGUAAAAUCCCACUCACACUUUUUAGAGCUAUAAAAUAAUAGCUCAAUUUCAGCGUUCUUGGGGUUCAGUAAAGGCGACCCUCACCCUUCUUGAGUUCCAGUGCUUCUGAUGUUCUAUUAAAAUGAAACAGGACAAAUAUGGUGCAGUACCGUUGGUCUUUAAGGAAAGAUAAUAAACCGAGAUGGGGUACUUACAAACUUAGAGCCAUCCAAAUCGGCUCUGAUCUGUGCAUUUAUGUGGAUAAGGUCCACACACCUUCUUUAGAAAAAAUGUAGCAGGGAUAAUGCCAAUAAUGAGUAAAAGUACAAUAUUUAUUAUAAUAAUAACAUUAUAAAAUAUAUAUAAGUAUAAAAAAUAUUUUUAUACUUAUAUAUAUUUUAUAAUGUUAUUAUUAUAAUAAAUAAGUACAAUAUUUAUUAUAAUAAUAACAUUAUAAAAUAUAUAUAAGUAUAAAAAAUAUUUUUAUACUUAUAUAUAUUUUAUAAUGUUAUUAUUAUAAUAAAUAUUGUACUUUUACUCAUUAUUGGCAUUAUCCCUGCUACAUUUUUUCUAAAGAAGGUGUGUGGACCUUAUCCACAUAAAUGCACAGAUCAGAGCCAAUUUGGAUGGCUCUAAGUUUGUAAGUACCCCAUCUCGGUUUAUUAUCUUUCCUUAAAGACCAACGGUACUGCACCACAUUUGUCCUGUUUCAUUCUAAUAGAACAUCAGAAGCACUGGAACUCAAGAAGGGUGAGGGUUGCCUUUACUGAACCCCAAGAACGCUGAAAUUGAGCUAUUAUUUUAUAGCUCUAAAAAGUGUGAGUGGGAUUUUACCCCCCUUUUUUUUCUAUUAUUACAUUGUAUUAUACGGUAUACACUAUGUCCGUUCCGUUUUUUCUUUGUGUUUUUUAGAAACUCAAACUGGGAAGAUUUAUUUAAUAUUGUAAAGACUUUGUAAGGUAUUGCCUUUUUAUCUCCAUUUCUAUUACUAAAUAUAGCGCUACAUCUAUUUUCCAUUUUUACAAGUUCUAUUUUUAAAAGAUAUCUUGAUGUUAUAGCAGCUAUUUUAUAUAUAUUCCUUGUGCAUUGUCAGAAUAUUUUGAAACAUUAGCGCUGGUACACCUCCUUUUCUUCCUUUCAAAUUUGAGUUAUUUUGUUUAUGCAGAUAUAGCCUCGUCUCCUCUAGCUUUAUUUUACACAGCUUUCAUAAGAAAAAUGUCUAAUUAUUACAGCAAUGUGUGUUUACUACAGAAGUUCUCAUCUGCUUGGUUGAUUGAACUUGAAACACAUACAGGAGGCAGCUGCUGUAAGCUCUAGAAGGCAGUUUUAACAGAGCAGAGGAUACAUUCUAAAUUAAACACACUGUGCAAUAAGGGGAGUUAAAUAUUUCAACACCUGAAUUAUGAUAAGCCUUACAGUGAGUGGCUCACUGCACUGCACACUUGACCAAUUAAAGUUGAAGGGAUGCAAAACACCGCUGCCCUUAUUAUCACUUUAAAAAUGACGAUGCUUGGAGUGUUACUUUAACCUCUUUGCACCCUAGCAGAUUGUACCAGUGGUAGUUAAACUUUAAUUCCCCCAGCACCCUAGUAAUAAAUAAAACUCAAAUGUGUUGUAUGGUGUGUGUAUACACACACACACAUGUUCUGCUCCCCAGGACUGAAAUGUCAAUUUCAGCCCCGUGUGUAUGAAUGUAAAUAUACCUCAAAAUUUCCACUAGCCAUGGACAAGAGAAAAUGUAGCCCUGGCAAGUACAAAUUUACCUCCGUUAAAUAUGCCAUACACCCUUCAGGUCUCUUGCCGAUUGACCUAAAUUUAAUUAAGCUGCAUUCCCUGUCUCACCCUUAAAAAAAAAACAUUCCAGUAACUCUCAGCCUUGAUCACUAAAGUGUGAAUUGUGGGACAUUCGAAGUAAGUAACAUUUUUGUAAUGCCAAAAUAGUGGAAUUGCAAACAUUCUGCAAGUCAGCUAUUCUGGCCUAAUACUUGACAUUAAAGGACCACUAUAGUGCCAGGAAAACAUACUCGUUUUCCUGGCACUAUAGUGCCCUGAGGGUGCCCCCACCCUCAGGGACCCCCUCCCGCCUGGCUCUGGAAGGGGGAAAGGGGUAAUAACUUACCUUUUUCCAGCGCUGGGCGGAGAACUCUCCUCCUCCUCUCCGCCUCCGAUCCUCCCCGCCGGCUGAAUGCGCACGCGCGGCAAGAGCUGCGCGCGCAUUCAGCCGGUCGCAUAGGAAAGCAUUUACAAUGCUUUCCUAUGGACGCUGGCGUGCUCUCACUGUGAAAAUCACAGUGAGAAGCACGCAAGCGCCUCUAGUGGCUGUCAAUGAGACAGCCACUAGAGGCUUUGGGGGAAGGCUUAACCCAUUCAUAAUUAUAGCAGUUUCUCUGAAACUGCUAUAAUUAUGAAAAAAUGGGUUAACCCUAGAAGGACCUGGCACCCAGACCACUUCAUUAAGCUGAAGUGGUCUGGGUGCCUAGAGUGGUCCUUUAACUUUGAAUUCCUGACUAUUCACAGUUUAGAGAAUAACAUUGGCUAUCCUAUUAUUUAGAAGAACCUUGAUGCAUUGUUUAUUGAUCAUUGUCGGGCUUUUUACAAUUUUACUCAACUUCUCACUAUUUGCCAGGAAUUCCAGGGAGGAAUUGGGGGAAGAUGUGAGCUGCACACAGUUGGUUAGUAACAACGAAAUUAAAAAAGAAAAACCUAGCACGACGAAGGCAACAAAUGAAAGCAAUUCAGAAGAUCAGUCUAAAAAGGAACUGAAUGAUGACGAAAGGCUGUGUAAUGGAGAAAUAUUUUUUAUAACAAAUGUAAGUAUUAUAUAUGAUUUAUUUUUCUUAAAGGGACAUUGCAAGCAGUAUAACCGUUUCAUCUCAAUGAAUUGGUUAUAGUGCCCGGAGUCCCCAGGGGCUUUUCCUCCAUUUAAUGGUAAACAAUGUUCAACCAAUUUAACACUGAAUAAAUGUCCCUGGCCACCCACAGCUCAACCCUAACUGGAGGAAUGGCCAUGCAGAAAUUAAACACUUAUUUUACCCUUACCAGUUCAUACCAGCAUGGUGGCUGUGAUUGGCUGAAUUUGAGAUGAAGGAUUUAUAGUGUCCCUUUAAUGGGGCACUCCAGGCUACAGUUAGCUCCUAUUUCCUAUGCAUUAAAUGCAUUACAUAGGUGACACUCUAUAAUUUGUGAAUUCCACCGAAAAAAGAUACUCACAAUUUGCAGUGCAUAGCUUUCCUGCAAAUCGAUGCUCAGACUUGGAGGUAGCUGGCUGCCAGCCUUCCCAGUGCUAUGUAUGUGAGUGCUACAGGUGCUAAAUGAAUCCCAUAAUCCCUUGGUUAUGGGCAGUUUAUGGAGUGCGUAACUCAGUUACUCACAUUUGAUGAUGGAUUAAACUGGUCUACAUGUUGUCGUCAUCAUCUUGAUUUGGCUUUUAGAUUACUAAUAACGGUCGGUCAGAAUUUAUAACCAAUUCGAAAACUUCAGCCUGUAGAGGGUAGCACUUUUUCCAAAUACUUUAUCCCAGAAAUCAAAAUAACAAAAUCAGCUUGUUUAUGUUGGCUACACACCAUUUGCCAAGUAUUUUAUAUAAUUAGUCAGUUUUGCUACUUGGCAGGAUGUUUGCAUUAACUUUCCUUGUAUUCUGUAAAAAUAUUUAUUGAUGCAGAAAUUGGAAAGCUGUAAUGAAACUAUUAGAAUGUUCAUGAUGGAUCUUAUUGUUGACCAAACUUUUCUAAAUAUGUAUGUUGUAUUUUAGGAUGUGGAAGAGAACAAAAUCCGUGAAUUAACUUUAAGUGACGAUGAUAGAGUUUAUACUUUGGCCUAUAAAGCUCUAAGGAGCCGAAGUGGUUUAAGGCAUGCCUGGGCUAGAACUAUUCACACAUUCCAGGUAAGAUCACUAGGUGAGACCUAUCUGGGCUAAAACUGUACACACAUUCCAGGUAAGAUCACUAGGUGAGACCUGUCUGGGCUAAAACUGUACACACAUUCCAGGUAAGAUCACUAGGUGAGACCUGUCUGGGCUAAAACUGUACACACAUUCCAGGUAAGAUCACUAGGUGAGACCUGUCUGGGCUAAAACUGUACACACAUUCCAGGUAAGAUCACUAGGUGAGACCUGUCUGGGCUAAAACUAUACACACAUUCCAGGUAAGAUCACUAGGUGAGACGUGUCUGGGCUAAAACUGUACACACAUUCCAGGUAAGAUCACUAGGUGACACCUGUCUGGGCUAAAACUGUACACACAUUCCAGGUAAGAUCACUAGGUGAGACCUGUCUGGGCUAAAACUGUACACACAUUCCAGGUAAGAUCACUAGGUGAGACCUGUCUGGGCUAAAACUGUACACACAUUCCAGGUAAGAUCACUAGGUGAGACCUGUCUGGGCUAAAACUGUACACACAUUCCAGGUAAGAUCACUAGGUGAGACCUGUCUGGGCUAAAACUGUACACACAUUCCAGGUAAGAUCACUAGGUGAGACCUGUCUGGGUAAGAUCACUAACAACUGUACACACAUUCCAGGUAAGAUCACUAGGUGAGACCUGUCUGGGCUAAAACUGUACACACAUUCCAGGUAAGAUCACUAGGUGAGACGUGUCUGGGCUAAAACUGUACACACAUUCCAGGUAAGAUCACUAGGUGAGACCUGUCUGGGCUAAAACUAUACACACAUUCUAGGUAAGAUCGAGGUAAGACCUGUCUGGGCUAGAACUAUAAACGUUCUGGAAUUUCUCAUACAGGUUAGAGAUAUCUUCUUUAGUGGCUAGAUUGGGGUUCAGCGAGGAGGGAGUGGGUGCACAAGGCCUAACUGGCAUUGCCUCGUCCUACAACAGAUUUGUAGAGGCUGCCCAGUCUGUCACUUUAGUUUUAGACAUGCACUUUAGCAUUGUGCUUCUACAGUUGUGCUCAAAAGUUUACAUACCCUUGGAGAAUUGGUAAUAUAUGUACCAUUUAACGACAAUAAUAUAUGUACCAUUUAAAAAAAAAAAAAAAAAAAAGGCAGGCAAAACACAAUUUUUUAUUUUUAUUUAUUAUGGGAUUCAUUUUCAACUGUAGGUUAUAACAGAAUGACACAAUCGUAAAACAAAACAUGGCAGCAAAAUAAAAAAAAAACUAAAUGACCCCUGUUCAAAAGUCUGCAUACACUUAGUUCUUAAUACUGUAUAUUGCCUGCAGUCUUUUGUAAUAGUUGUCUAUGAGGCCCCUAAUUCUUGCAUUUGAUAUAGCUGCCCAUUCUUCUUUGCUAAAUACCUCCAGGUCAUUCAAAGUUUUUGGUCAUCUUGCAUAAACCGCACGUUUGAGAUCUCCCCAGAGCGGCUCAAUGAUAUUAAGGUCAGGAAACUGGAAUUAGCCACUCCUUCACCUUUUCCUGCUGUAACCACUGGAGGGUCAACUUGGCCUUGUGCUUAGGGUAUUGUCAUGCUGGAAAGUCCAAGAACGUCCCAUGUGCAGUCUUCGUGCAAAAGAAUGCAAAUUGUCUUCCAAUAUACUAUGAUUGCAUGCUGCAUUCAUCUUGCCAUCAAUUUUCACAAGCUUCCCCGUGCCUUUAGAGCUCACUCCCACUAAAAUGUCAGUGAGCCACCACCAUGCUUCACAGUGGGGAUGGUAUUCUUUUCACUAUAGGCCUUGUUCACCCCUCUCCAAACAUAGCGCUUAUGGUUGUGUCCAUAAAGCUCUAUUUUGGUCUUAUCAAUCCAAAUUACAACGUGCCAAAACCUGUGAGGUGUGUCAAGGUGUUGUCUGACAUAUUGUAACCGUACUUUUUUGUAGAAUUGGCGCAGUAAAGGCCUUCUUCUGGCAACUCGACCCUGCAGCUCAUUUUUGUUCAAGUUUUAUCGUAUUGUGCUCCUUGAAACAACCACACAGUCUUUUUCUAGAGCAGCCUGUAUUUCUCCUGGGGUUACCUGUGGGUUUCUAUUUCUAUCCCGAACAAUUCUUCUGGCAGUUUUGGCUGAAAUCUUUCUUAGUCUACCUGACCUUGGCUUGGUAUCAAGAGAUCCAUGAAUUUUUCACUUCUCAGUAAGAGAUUUAACAGUACUGACUGGCAUUUUCAAGCCUUUGGAUAUCUCUUUAUCUCCAUUUCCAUCUUUAUAAAGUUCCAUUACCUUGUUACGCAGGUCUUUUUUUUUUAAUUCUUUAUUUGUAGGGUUUUCUCCUUGAAGUUAGGAGGGAGGGGAGUGGGGUACAGAAAAUAAAAGGAGGGGUGGGUGGGGGUUGUUCAAGACUUAAUAGUACUUUCACAUUUAAUGUCAGUACCAACGCAGGGUACUGUUGCAUUUUGAAAAUAGCUUACAUUCGUAUCAACAUGGUAUUGACAUUGUAUCUUCCUUGAACGCUUAUUUAAGUUCCCUGUCGUUUCUGCGUUUUUAAGGGAUGGGUUUUGUCACUCGUCGACUCUUUGUGAGUCUUGUCUCGUUAUGUACGGGUGCAGUCUUGUCCAAGUCGAGGAGUGGUUUAGGGUAAGGGUUGUGGAAUAGGGCGGGGUGGACAUGGGGGGGGGGAGGGUUCGCGGUCCGCAGGCCACCCAGCGCGCGGGUCCCUCUCGGGGGUCCCAGAUUGGUGUUUGGGGCUCUGUGGUUAGGUGAGGGUCGUUCUUAUUGGAAGGUGUGUGAUAUCCUCGAUUGGGGGAUCCCUAUGCUAGGGAGGGGCCGUUAGCACCCCACCGUGUUACCACGGGAUGGUCGUGUCCCCUUCCAGCCAUGGGUCCCAUAUUUUGUGGAAUUUUUUGGGCGAGUCAUGAAUUUGUGCUGUGAGCCUAUCCAUUUGCAUGCCAUCUAUUAUCUUCUUUGUAAUUGUUUCUUGUGUCGGUAUGCGGUUUGUUGACCAUACUUCUGCUAUGGCUCUACGUGUUGCUAGGGCUAUGCGAGCGGCUAGCUUAUUUUCAGCUCUAGUGUAUUGGUCUAUUGGCUUGGAGAGUAGGAGCAUCCAAGGGUCUACGGGACAAGGUUUGUCUAUUAGUUUGGAGAUUAGGCGUGUGGUGUCUUGCCAAAGUGGUUGGAGUUUCGGGCACGUCCACCAACAGUGGAGGAACGUUCCCGUCUCUCCGCAUUGUUUCCAGCAGGUGUUGGCUGGUAUUUGGUGCAUGAUGGCCAGGCGUUGGGGGGUGAGGUACCAGCGGAAUAGCAUUUUGUAAGCUUGCUCCGUGUGUGUGACACAUAUGGAGAUAGAGGCUGUUGCCUCCCAAAUGUCUGACCAGUCUGUUGUUUCGUCUGGGGGCCCGAGGUCUGCCUCCCACGCCGCUAUGUAUGGGAGAGACAGUUGCGUGUGGUGGGUCGCCAAGGUUGCAUAUAUGUCGGAAAUUUGUCCUUGUCUGUUGGGGUGCGCAAUGCAGUCUCUUUCAAAGCGAUUGAGUUGAGCCGUGCCGGCUUGUUUUAUGAUUGGAGUCUCUGCGAAGCUGCGCAAUUGUAUGAAUCUAAAGUGAUCGAAUGAAGUGAGUGAGGAUGAGUCUUUGAUAUCUGAGAAUUUUAUAAUGUCGUUGUCUUGGUACAAAUGCCCUAGACGGGAGAUGUCCCUGUGUUCAAAAUGGGCGAAGUGCUUGGGGGUAAGUCCCGGUGGGAAUAGCUUGUUCCUCCAUAUGGGGGUCAUAGGAGAUAGGAACGAUGACAGUUCAAAUUUGUCCCUCAUUUUGUCCCAUGUAUCAAGCGCAUGGGUGAUUGAGGGUGCGGUGGGAGGGGGUAGGGAUCUAUGUGGUUUGGGUACCCACAUGUACAGGGACGGGUGGUCCCUACCGAAGAUGUUGUGUUCCAAGUCCACCCAUCUUUUUUCCCCUGGUGGGACGUGCCAGUGUUGUAUCUGCGUUAGGUGUGCUGCCGUGUGGUAAUGUGUGAAGUGUGGUAGUCCUAGUCCCCCGUGUUUCUUGGGUACGUAUAGUGUGUUUCGGCGUAUUCUGGGUUUGUGUCCAUUCCAGAUGAAUGUGUCAAUGGCUGUUUGUAGUGCCUUAAAGUCUUGUUUAUGGAUCGGUAUGGGUAGGGUUUGAUAUAGAUAUAAGAAUCUGGGUAGGAGAUUCAUUUUGAUUGUAGCGAUGCGCCCCAGCCAUGAGACCCCUAGUGAUUUCCAUUUAGUGAGGUCAGAGUGGGCUUUUUGUAAUAAGGGGGUGUAGUUUGUUUUAUAAAGAGUGGUAAUGUCUGUUGGGAGUUGGAUCCCUAGGUACGUCAUCAUCGUGUGGCAGAUCCUCAUCGGGCAUAUUUGUUUGAGUGUAGCUAUGUGUGGAGCAUCUAUUUGUAUUGGGAGGAGCUCUGAUUUAUUCAGGUUGAUCUUGUAUCCUGACAAGUCUGAGUAUUCUUGUAUGAGAGUUAGGAGCGAGUUUAUGGAUUUUUCCGGAUUUGUCAGUGUUAGCAGGAUGUCAUCUGCGUAGGCUGAGAUUUUAAAGGUUUCUCCCCUGAUCGUUAGCCCCUCUAUGUCAUGGCUGGCACGCACCGCUUGCAGCAAAGGUUCCAGUGAUAUGGCGAAUAAUAGAGGGGAUAAAGGGCACCCCUGUCUCGUGCCGUUUGAGAUGGGGAAUCGUAGUGGGGGGAUGUUAGGUAGAAGAAGUGCCCCUUGGGGAGAGUGAUAGAUGGCCUGCACAAAUGAAGUAAACUCGGGUGGUAUCCCUAUGUAUUUUAGUGUAUGGUAGAGGAACGGCCAGAGCAAGCGAUCAAACGCUUUUUCCGCGUCCAGUGAGAUGAUCGCUGUGGGGAUUCGUCUGUGGUUAGCCAGCCAUAUGAGGUCAAUGGCUCUCCGGGUGUUGUCCGCAGCGUGCCUGUGUGGGAUGAAUCCCACUUGAUCUGGGUGUAUGAGGGAUCUUAGAUAUGGGUUUAGGCGGUUGGCCAUAAUUUUGGUCAUGAUUUUAAGGUCCACGUUGAGUAAGGAGAUUGGUCUGUAGUGUGCGGGUUCAGAGUGGUCUUUGCCGGGUUUUGGGAGGAGGCAGAUGUUUGCCCCGGUCAUUUCUGGUGGGAGGUUCUCUCCCUUGAGUGCUGCGUUAAAGACCGUGCAUAGAUUUGUGAGGAGUGAUGGGCCAAAUUCUUUGUAAUAUAGGGCUGUGUAGCCGUCUGGUCCUGGACUUUUAUUUGGUUUGAGGGAUCCCACUGCAAUGGCCAUUUCUUCUGUCGUGACGUCUUGGCUCAAGGCUGCUUGGGCCUCUUGCGUUAGGGUGGGUAGCGUCGUGCUUUGUAGGAAUGUGUCUAUGCGUGUGGACAGCGAUGGGUUGGUGUCAUGGGGUCGGUGGUCGUGGUUGUAGAGGUCUGUGUAAUAGUCCUGGAAGACUUUUCCUAUGCUAGUUGGGCAGUCUGUGAGGGUACCAUCGUUCGUUCGUAUCUGUGUAAUGCGUUUAGCUUCAGUUCGCUUUUUAAGUCUGCGGGCAAGCAUGGUGUCCGCCUUGUUGCCCUUUUCAUAAUAUUUUUGUUUGAGCCACAUCAGAGCUUUGGCUGUGUCUGCUUGUGUGAGAGUGUUAAGGAGGCUUCUGGUCGCCGUAAGUUUGGACAGGAUGGUCGGGUUAGGGUUCUUUUUGUGUUCCGUUUCUAGGCGGCAGAGUGCUGUCAUUGUUUCUAGUAUUUGUCGUUGUGUUUGUCUUUUUUUAUGGGUGGCUAGGCUGAUGAGUGUGCCUCUGAUGACUGCUUUAUGUGCUGUCCAGAGGGUCAUAGGUGAGGUCGUUGUGGGUGAGUUUAAGUCGAAGUAAUCUUUGAUUGCUAUAGUUAUUUUGUCUCUGAUCAGUUGAUCGUGGAGGAGUAGUGGGUUAAGUCGCCAUGACCAGUGUGUGUGUGUAUGGUCGGUAGGUUUAGAGUGAUUGCUAUCUCGGCAUGGUCAGACCAGGAGAUAGGUCCAAUCUCCGAUUUGGUGAUUUGAGAUAGUAAGUUUGGUGAAAUGAGAAAGUGGUCAAUGCGUGAAUAGGAUCUGUGUGGGUGGGAGUAGAAAGUGUAGUCUUUGGUGGUCGGGUGUUGUGCCCUCCAUAUGUCAAUCAGUUUGUGGGAAGCCAGGAAUUGGGCGAAGAGGGCGUCGUUUUGGUUUGGGCGAGUUCGUGUUUUGGUGCUUGAGGUCCGAUCUACGGCAGGUAUGUGUGCUGCAUUGCAGUCCCCACCCACUAUAAGUCGUGUGGCUGAGUACGUGCUGAGGUGGGUCGCUAAUUGUUGCCAGAAGGGUGGGUCUGGUGUUGUGGGUGCGUAGAGCGAUGAGAAGGCGUAUUGUGAUGUGCCUAUUUUCCCCCGUAUUGUGAUAUAUCUACCCUGUGGGUCUUUAGAGCAGGUGAUAUCUGUGAGGGGGCUGUUUGCUCUCAAUACGAUCGCUACACCUUUGGUCUUGGUGUCUGGGGAGGGAGCAUGGAAGCUCUGUGUGUAGUAUCUGUUAGUGAGGGGGAACAUGCGGUUGAAUGUGAAGUGGGUUUCCUGUAUGAGGACUAUGUCAGCGUGUUGUUUAUGUGCCCAGCGUAAAAUGCCAUGCCUCUUGUUGGGGUAGUUCAAUCCCUUGGCAUUAAUGGAGAUGCAUCUUAUUUGUGUAGGCAUGGUGUCUGUGGGAGUGUGGCGGUCUCUGCGGGUUUGCAGUGAUGGGAUGUCUUGAGUUGCGCGUCCGGGUGGCCGCGGGCCGCGAAGGGUGGGGGGGGGAGGGCGGGAGGGCGUAGGGUGUUAGCCUGGGUGAAGGUAGCGGGUGGGGGAUAUGGGUAGUGUGCGCUACUGGGCUUAUCCGAAGGCCAGUAGGUAGUGGGGCGAAGCGUCCGACCGCUCCGUGAGUUUCCCCGUGAGUUCGGGUAGGUGUGUGUGUGUCGGGGGUUGGCGACCGUCCGGUCAGGGCUGUCCAAAGGCAGUUUUCAGUAGUCGUCCGCUUUACUGUGUGUGCUGUGGUCGGUCAUCGUUGUGGGGGCGUUGCGUCCGUGGAGUGAGCUCUCUGCGUAUCGUGUCUUGUGUGUGCAGGGUCGUACCUUGUGAGCCCGUGGGGCGUUGGUCUGGUCAGUAGUGGAUCUAGUAUUGGUGCGGUGGUGAGGGUGUGCUGUCACCGUCUAGUCGUAAGAUGUCGGCAUGGUGCCGUCUGCUGUGAGUGGCGUCCGUCAGCACGUGAGGAGGGGUGGGGUGUGUCGGUUAGCUGAAAAAUAAUGAGUAACAGUUUUACAUUGUAACACAACAGUUUAACAUCAACUUCAAUUUAGUUAUAUACAUUUCCUCUGCUGUAGUGUCUAGAGGUUCCCGUGGUGCGUGUCUUCCCCUAUGGUGUCUCUCUGUGGGGGGUCCUAGGGGGUCCCCGGGUUGGGGGGCUAAAGGAAUGGGGGGUUGGGUUGUAGCUAUACUUUCCUGGUCCCUUGGUGCCUGGUGCCUUGUCUUUGCAAGUCUUGUGGGUUAGUGUGAGACCCUCCCUGUGUUGGUCCGAUCUUAUCCUUGGUGGUGCCCCGGUUUGCAAUGGGUCCUAGGGGUUGUAUGCGUUCAGGGUGUGCCUGUCUAAGUCCUUCUUUUUCCAGGGCUUGCCGUUUGCGCUUAGUCUCUCUGGUGCUUGUGGUGUUGUCACCAGUUUUCUAUGUGGAGGGUGUGCCCUCAUCUCCUGGGACCCAGUAUGUCUAGUGCGGGAGCAGAGUAUGGUCCAGGAUACUGCUUUAUUGAGUCUCCUGGGGAAGUGUUUACGCUCAAGGGAGCUAGCGGUGUUUUGAGGUGUACACCUAAGAGGUGUCUAUCAUUAGGCGCAUGCCAUGUCCCUUGUUGGGGGGUGCCCCAGCCAUCCCUCCCCGCUCAGGGUGUGCCUCCCUGUGGGUAUCUGCUCUGUUUUGGUGUUAGGUCGUGGUGUUGUGUGCUGUGGCAUCCAGGAUACCUGUGUGGUGGGUGAAUGUGAGGCAGCUGUUCCGCUUUGCACCCUGGGUGGCAGUGGUCUGUGACUACAUCAGCUGGUGCCGAGAAGGGUACUAGUGCGUGCCGGCUAUAUUCCUGCAUCUAUGGUUUCUAUCUAUUAAAGGAUACCCAGUGACUAAGUAGCGAGCUGGAGACAUAUAAUUGCUGUCUAUCGAAUGAGUCCUAGUAACCAAACAGUGAGCAGGUAACAGGAUAUAAAGCAAGGAGAGAGUUUGUGAAUUAUAUCUUAUCUGGAGCUUGGAGUUGUCAGCGGUGUAGGCUGUUUCCAGUCCAUUAUCGGGGUGUGGGGUUGCCAGUGUUCUUUAGUGCCUAAGUCAGUCCAGGUUCCGUGUUCAGGUGUGUUUUCAGCUGUGGUGACCAUGACCCUCUUGAGAAUAGUCCGUGUCGGUACAUAUUUCUUAUUUCGUAGGUUGGUCUUCUGUUGGUGCGUCGAGUAGUGGGUGGAUGUCGGUCCGUUUAGUUGUCGGCCCUGAUGCGUGGGCUAUUCGGUAUCUGGCGUGUCGGGGCUAGCGGUGGUGCAUUUCUGGGCGGAGGGCCUCUGUCGUGUCUUCUGGGAUUCGGAUCCGUGGUGAGGGUUGUGGGGUCCAGGCCGAGGCUCUCUGCGAAAUCCGCCAUUUCCGCGGUGUUGUAUAGGGUGUAGGUGCGGUUGUUCUUCCGGACCUGCAGCUUAAAUGGGUGUCCCCAUGAGUAGCGGAUAUGUUGCCUCGUGAGCUCCUGAGUGAGGGGCCGCAGCUCCUUCCUUUUGCGCAGGGUGCUCGGGGCCAGGUCCUGGUAGGAGAUUUGGUGACCUUCUAUUUGUAGUGGGGUGUUUCGUGCCGCUUGCAUGAGUGCCUCUUUAAUGUGGAAAUAGUGCACUCUUAUGAUGACGUCCCUGGGUUGGGUUGCAUUGGGCAUGGGUGUUCGGAGAGCCCUGUGCGCUCUAUCUAGUAGGAGUUCCGCCGGUGAAGCCUCUGGGAGCAGGCCACAAAAGAGCUCUCGUGGCGUUGGGCCCAGUGCCUCUAUUGUGACCGUUUCUGGGAUUCCACGUAUCCUUACGUUGUUUCGGCGGGACCGGUUGUUCAGGUCCUCUUGUGCCUCCUCUAGUUGGCGGAGCUGUUCUUGUAGGGCGGUUAUGGCAUUUUCAGUUGCUGUUGUGCGUGUAACCGUCAGGUCCAGUUGUUCCUCAAAAGUGGAGGUUCUGUGGGUUAAGUCAAUCAGGCCUUCUCUGAUGGGUGUGAGAUGCCUGUCAAAUUCUGUAGCCAUAUUUGCCUUGAUUUCAUUUAGUAGCUGGCGGAGGUCAUCUUUGGUGAGGGGGGUAGCCGUCAUUGUUCUGCUCCUAUCACUGGCUGCAGAGUCAGAGUCAUAUUCGCGGCCUUCUUCUUCCUCCCGCGUGGCGCCGCCAUCUUUGCGGCUCCGGAAUAUCGGAGCUACUUCUGCUCCCUGCUUCGUUUUCCGCCCGCCCCCCAUCGCUAUUUAGUGCGGUACCGUGGGUGAGAUACGAGGUGACCGGGUGGGUGUGAGCAAGCCGGUUGCGGGUGCUAAAGAUCGCCGGGUCUGUGCCUCCGAGGACGGAGCUCCCUCAGAAAGCCGCCAUUCGCGCCGGAAGUCAGGCGCCGCCCCCGUUACGCAGGUCUUUUAACAGUUCUUUUCUGCUCCCCAUGGCUCAGUAUCUAGCCUGCUCAGUGCAUCCACGUGAGAGCUAACAAACUAUUUAUACCCAGACACUAAUAGCAAUUUAAAAAGCCACAGAUGUGCGAAAUUAACCUUUAAUUGUAAUUUUAACCUGUGUGUGUCACCUUGUGUGUCUGUAACAUAAAUUCAAGGGUAUGUAAACUUUUAAUCAGGGCUAUUUGGGUAUUUUCUGUUAUCAUUAUGAUUUAAAAGGGAGCCAAGCUACUAUGUGAUAAUAAAUGGCUUCAUAUGAUCACUAUCCAGCAAUAAAAGCCAUUUUUUUGCAUGACCAGCCAUAUUUUCAAAAUCAGUGCUAAAGUUUCGGCAUUUCUGCCAGAGUAUGCAAACCUUUGAGCACAACUGUAUCUCUCGCUGCUGCCAGUGUCUUCGGCAUUGUGCGGCCUACCUCUGGUGAGUAUGUGGACCAGGGCUCCAGAAGUCUAGCGUGUUUAGCAAUGACCUGCAGGCUUCUCAGCAUGGAACCGGGACGGAUCUUUUGUGCAGAUUUGGCACGUGACUCUAAAAGGAAGGGCAUUUGCAAAGUCUAGAAAAGUUCCUCUGCAUGGAUAUGCCACUUCUGUGGUAUGUAUCACCCAGAAUGGCUUCUGACCCACCCUGUUACUUGGGCCUGCCCCCCACUUCCACUAGUUAAAGGGACUUUAUAGGCAACAGAACCACUACAGUUUGGUUAUGGUACAUAUGACCUGUCUCUGCUGGCUGAGCAUUGUCAACUCUGACGUUUCAGAGAAAAGACAGGGUUUACAUUGCAGCUUAAGUACACCUCUAGUGGACUUGGGCGCUUCCCAUAUAGAUGCAUUAAUUCAAUGCAUCUCUAAAAAGAGUUGAGAUCAUCAAAAUUAUUUAUUUCAGCAAAGGAGCCUGGCAGCAGCACAUAGACCAGUGUGUCAACAGGUAAAACAAAGUUAUUUUGUAUUUAUAUCCGAGCGGAUAGUUUUGCCAGUUAGAGUUUUUUGGUUUAUUUUCUGGAUAAACUAGAGUUAUUUAUUUUAUUCACGUGUUCGUUUGUGAACUGCCAAUUUUGUUCAUGAAAAUCCAACUUUCAAAGCAUUGUAUCGCGCACACACAGGCACUUUAUAAUGACAUCGAACUGUCUUUUUUUUUUUUUUUGGCUUAUAUUUAAAAUAUGUUUGCGAAUUUGUGUAUUGUUUUUACAUAUUGGUAAAUAACUCUUUUCAGUGUAUUUCCUGUCCUACCCUUGUUAACCUUUCGUUUAUGUGAUGCUCCUUAUAUGCUGCUUUUACUGGCUACGGACUUUGCAACUUGCGCCACAAUCCAGUUGUGUCUUGGCACAGCCAGGACUCAAUAACACUAAUGAUAAUGCUAAUUGUAAUACCUUUUCCAUUGAUCAUAGGGCUCAGAAGAGGACACCGUUGUGUAUGUGCUUGGCCCAGCAGGCCGGCAGAACUGGAAGCAUGUAUACACAGCUGUAACAAGAGGCCGCAAACGUGUGUAUGUAAUAGCCAAUAUGAGUCAACUUGACCAAGCAAUUGCUAAUAAGGCCCGCGAAAGAAAAACAAGGCUUCAGCAGCGUUUAAAUAUGUUGCUGUCAGAGAGUAGAAAUGUAUCAAAUCCAACAAACUCCCCACCGACUACCCAGGUUAGAGGAACUCAGAAUCCAUACACACACAUAAAGACUAAUAAAGAGCGUGAUCACAACAAGGAUUUCAAUGGUUUUACAUGGAGUCAAUCCCCACCACGUGCUCAAACUCAGUUUGUGCCUACUACACCUACUCUGAAUGACCAUAAUACAAGGGAAUAUGGCGACCAUCCGACGCAGACCGUCAGUAACGUGUCUAAUGAAUGUCAUGGAGACCACCCAAUGCAGACAGUCAGUAACGUGGCCAAUGAAUAUCAUGGAGACCACCCAAUGCAGACAGUCAGUAACGUGGCCAAUGAAUAUCAUGGAGACAAUGACAUGAUGCAUUCACCUUUGACGAAAAGGACUGGAGCACCAACAACUAAUCAAACCCCUUCCAAGAUAAGCCGUGUUUCAUCUGCUCAGGUAGGUGAUUUACUGGGCAAGUAUACCAAGUACUCUGUAUUGACUGCAAGCUAUAAAUUACAUUAUAUAUAUUACAUUAGAUGGAUUACAUGCUGCCCUCACUGCCUCCAUAUUGGGGUUUCCUCAUGCAGUCCUGCGCAGUGAGCAGUCAUUUUGGCCAAGUUUGGCCAUUGACUUUAUCUUGUUUGGGGAUUUUUUACUUUUUUGCACACUGGCUAAACUUGAACAUUUAAUCCUGGGAUAACAAACCAUGGAAACAAUGACAUUAGAAAAAAAAAAGAAUGUUCUAAUUUACAAGGUAGAUGACAGUAGAUAACAGUGCUAAUUGUGAUCAAUUUGUUGAUUAUAUAUAUAUAUGUAUGUGUGUGUAUUUGAUUGUGCAGUAGUGUAAAUAGUAGUAAUAGUUGGAAAACCGCACACAUAAUGUACAGCAAGCAUGUCAAACUCAGAAUCUAACACGGGCCAAAUAAACCAGGUUAAAGUUUGCGGGCCGCAGUUUUCAUAGCAGCCUAGGUAUAUUUAGAAAAGUAUAGUAUGAAAGAAGCUGCCUAACUGACACUGGACGUCCUUACGCUCAUAGGGCUUAACCCCUUAAGGACCAAACUUCUGGAAUAAAAGGGAAUCCUGACAUGUCACACGUGUCAUGUGUCCUUAAGGGGUUAAAGUAAACAAAAGUGCAAAUUUAUUUUAAGCAGACAUGCAUUUGCGUAUAACCAAUGUUUCAGUCCAACUACCUUGACAUUUUAAGAAACGUUUGGUAAUGGGACUGAACUGGUGAAUGAUUGCUUUUGCACAGCUGUAAAAAAACAAAUGACGUUAUCUAUGAGUCCUAUGAGUGUGUUCUUCUCUUUGGCUUGAUCUCAGCCAAUCCAGUGCUUUCCACAGGAUCAGCAUCCCCAUGGGGAGCGUUCAGCGCCUCCAUACAGACCCAAUCUAACACACUGCCCCUCUUCCCAUUCUAAUACACAGCCCACAAAUCCAAUACAUUGCACCCCCUCCCUCCACUGUUAUACACUGCCCUCUUCACCCAAUCUAAACCAUUGCCCCUCCCCCCCACUUAAAUUGAAUAGACUGCCCUCCCUACCCCUAAUCUAACUCGCUGCCUUUCCUCCCACUCUAAUACACUGCCCCUUAAUCUAAUACACUGCCCCCUCCCACCGUUCUAAUUGAAUACACUCCUCCCAAUUUAAUACACUGCCCCCCUCCGUUACCCAAUUUAACACACUACCCCCUCCCACCACUCUAAUACACUGCCCCCCUUUCACCACUCUAAUACACUGCCCCCCUUCCUCCCCCAACAUAACACACUGCACCCUCACCACCACUCUAAUACUGCCUCCCUCUUCAAAUUAAUACACGGCUCCCUUCCUUCCCCAAAUUAAUACACUGCCACCUUCCUCCCCCAAAUUAAUACACUGCCCCCUCCCUCCCCCCAAAUUACCGUAUAUACUUGUGUAUAAGUCGAUCUCAUGUAUAAGUUUUGUGACCAACAAUUGUGAAAUAUGCUAUGCCUCGUGGAUAAGUCGAGGGUAAAACUUGGGGCUAUGAAGUUCUGUGAUUUUUAUAAUUAUAUACACACACACACUGCAUUAUAUACACACACACUCAUACAAACACACACUGCAUUAUACACACACUCCUACACACACUCUGCAUUAUACACACACACACACACUAAUACACACACUCACCAUUAUACACACACUCUGCACAGGAGAAGGAAGCUGACAGGAGCUGCAGGAAAGGUAAAUAACAGCUCUCUGCCAGCCCCCAACAGGACUGCCGGGCUUGUAAUGAGCCCGGCGGUCCUGGUCUGUAUUAUGGCAAUGUAAGUUGCCAUAAUACAGACACUGACUCGAGUAUAAGUCGAGUGGGGGUUUUUCAGCACAAAUAAUGUGCUGAAAAACUAGACUUAUACUUGAGUAUAUAUGGUAAUACACUGCCCCCUCCGUCCCCCCAAAUUAAUACACUGCCCCCUCCCUCCCCCCAAAGUAAUACACUGCCCCCUCCCUCCCCCCAAAGUAAUACACUGCCCCCUCCCUCCCCCCAAAGUAAUACACUGCCACCUCCAUCCCCCAAAGUAAUACACUGCCGCCUCCCUCCUCAAUUUAACAUCCUACACAGGACGGUCUCCCAAGCCCCUCUUUCCCUACCUUAAGAUGAGCCACCGGUUCUUCAGUUCCAGCUCUGCUCUUCUCUGCUCAAGCAGGCCAGACGCACCUCUGGCACUGGGAGCAGGGGGGAAGGGGGAGUGGCUGGCCUGCUCUCCAGUCGUGGGAGGAAAGACCAGGAUCAGACAGGAAAUCUCUUUCUUGUCUUGCGGCUGGUCGCAGCCACGGCACAAAGCAGGCGGGCUGCAAAUAUAUUAAUUGUGGGCCGCAGGCUGUAAGCAAACCUUGCUAAGCAAUCAAUGCAGUUUAUUUUAUAUACAUAUUCAUGCUUAAAGGGACACUAGAGGCACAAAAAGUUAGCUAAAUGAAGCAGUUUUGGUGUUUAGAUCAUGCGCCUGCAGUCUCACUGCUUAAUUCUCUGCCAUUUUUGUUAAAUCACUUUGUUUAUGCAGCCCUAGGCAUACAUCCAUACAUGUGACUUGCACAGCCUGCCUAAAUAGAAACCUAGAUAGUUUAGGUUCCUGUAUUGCAGAGUAUGUUUAUUUAUCUAGAAUUUUUUUAUCUCAUGCUCUGGUUAAAGUUCAAUUUACAGAGCAGGAGAUAAAAACUUCUAAAGCAAAUUAACAUCUGACUGAAAAUGAAAAGAUUAAUUUUUUUCAUGAAGGCUGUGUGAGUCACAGCCAGGGGAGGUGCGGCUUGCUUAAACAGAUUUUAACUCCUAAAUGACAGAUAAUUGAGCUGUCAGACUGCAGGGGCAUGAUUUGUACACAAAAACGGAUUCAUUAAGCUAUAUUUUUUUAAUGCCAAUAGUAUCACUUUAACUCAUUUUGAUUAUUUUUUUUUCUUAGAAGAUCUCAAAUUUUCUAAACAUUUGUUUCCAAGAGUGAGGGACAAGAGAACUGUAUGUGUUGCCUAAAUGUUUGUGGUGCAUUGGUUUGCGUUACAAAUAUAAACCAGUGCUAUAAACUUCUAGCCAUAUUCAUUUCAUUUGGUUUUCCUACAACUAUGGCAGGGCAGAGGUAAAGGGCAAGACACUUUUUUUUUUUUUUUUUUUUUUAAACAUGCAUCAUGCAGAAAAUUAGAACGAUGAUGUGCAUAGCACAAUUGCCAUAGAUCUUAUCUCAGUGUCAGUACUCAGAAUUGGGUUUUCAUGAAGUUUCAGUGGUUGGAACAAGCAUGUCACAUUCAUCAAAUCCCAGGCAACAGCCCCACAAUAGGAUGUAGGAUUAAACGAACACUCCAAGCAUCAUAGCUAGUAGAACUCAUUGUAGUGGCUAUGGUACCAGUAGUGCCCUGGUGAGUAGUCAGACUGUUAAGAAUCGUUAAACAACUUAUCUGGUGUCUGCUUGGCACCCACUGCCACCUCCACAUCCGUCAGAAAACGUAGCACUGAGCUAGGCUUAGCUGCAUCCAUUGGGUGGGCCAAUGAGCUAAUGUCUUAAGUGGAUGCAGUGCUGGGCAGUAGUGUUUAUGGUGCAUAGUGUUCCUUUAAGAAGUAUUGCCUGUGAGAUUCAUACUUGCACUUUAGGUGUCUCCGUUUGAUUUUAGUAAAGAAUUAUAGUGGUGUUCAGAGAUUAAAGGCGAACUGUCACUACUCAGGAAAUCACACCAAUUAAUAAAACAUUGAAAAUCACCUAUUAACUGUGAUAAUUUUUGUUUUCUGCGUGAUGCUCGGUUUUCUUUAAAUUUAUAUUAAAGGUUUAGCAAAUGACAUCACAAUGUAGUUCAGUUGAUGCUCAGGCAAAGCUCAUUGCUGCAACUGCACUGCUACUAGAAUCUAUUAUGCUUGGAAGUCAAUGUAAAUAUCUUGUGGCUUCCGAGCGUGACUGACCAUAGCCAGCGGAUGUUAGCAGCUCUGCGUACUGUGAGACUUUCACAAGUCAUAAGAGAGAUUCAAUGAGGUCUCUAAAUAAAUAAAGCACUCUGGGACCCUCUAAGGUGUCCUUGCCCAUAAGGGCUGCUGAGUCAAGGGUAAUUUGAAAGGAGACGGUUCCCAGGGCCGCAUUAAAGGACCACUCUAGGCACCCAGACCACUUCAGCUUAAUGAAGUGGUCUGGGUGCCAGGUCCUUCUAGGGUUAACCCAGUUUUUUUAUAAACAUAGCAGUUUCAGAGAAACUGCUAUGUUUAUGAAUGGGUUAAGCCUUCCACCUAAUCCUCUAGUGGCUGUCUCAUUGACAGCCACUAGAGGCGCUUGCGUGCUUCUCACUGUGAUUUUCACAGUGAGAGCACGCAAGCGUCCAUAGGAAAGCAUUGUAAAUGCUUUCCUAUGCGACGGGCUGAAUGCGCGCGCAGCUCUUGCCGCGCGUGCGCAUUCAGCCCAGGAGGAGGAUCGGAGACGGAGAGGAGGAGGAGAGCUCCCCGCCCAGCGCUGGAAAAAGGUAAGUUUUUAACCCUUUUCCCCUUUCCAGAGCCGGGCGUGAGGGGGUCCCUGAGGGUGGGGGCACCCUCAGGGCACUAUAGUGCCAGGAAAACGAGUAUGUUUUCCUGGCACUAUAGUGGUCCUUUAAAUAUAAUUUUUUUUUUUUUUUUUCUUGAUCCCUUUAAAGGGCCCUAAAGACCUUCUAAGCGGAAAUGUAGUUGAUUAGGUGUGCCAGUUUUAGCUAUCACCUGUUUUAGGUAUGUUAAGUUUCCCAUGUAAAGCAUGUAUGUUGUACAAUUCUAUGUUCUAAUUUUCUAACUCACAAGAAUCGAAAAAUAAUAAAUGAAAAUUCCUAUAUUUAUUUAUUUAUUUGAAAUAUAGACUUUCAAAUUGUGUACCAGAGCUUCAGUUACCCUGAAUUGAAUACAUUCUCUUUAUCUAGUUUGCUUUUGUCAUUACAGGCCGUAGCGAUCUCUCCUUUGGGUACUUCCAGUAUGCAGAGUCUCAGUAUCAGCGACUCAUGUCAAAAGCAACUCUUCAAAUAAUAAAUAUUGGAAACACCCUGACGUCUUAUGGCAGCAGCCAGCUUCAGAGAAUGACAAUGAUCUUCUAUCAGAUAAAAGAAGGUUCUUUGUAUUCUUAAGGAAUCUGCUACUGCGUACUGGAGCAGAUCUUUAUAUGUUAGCAGCAAAGAGAGGACAGUAUGUGCCCCAUUUCACUUUUAUGUCAUUUUUGGAACAAAUUUCUGCUCACUUACCAGUUUACAGAAACCCCAAAAAUCUGAAUACAUUUUACAAACCAGGGAUGUAAUAUCCCUCCAAAUAAGAGUAAAUGAUAAAACCCUAAAUUUUUACCCCACUGAACAGUUAACAUCCCAGGGUCAGCCAAUAAGCAAAGUACCUUCACUAAUGUAUUCUUAAUACCAGUGAUACAGAGAGAGUUCUAUGACAAAGGAUGGAUUUCAAAAAGAAAUCUAGUAUCUGGUCUCAACACAGAAAUGUUCCCUUUAUUAAAUCUAGAAAAUUAUUGUUUAAAAUGCUAAAAAGGAUGGACACAACUUUAUUCUCCUCUACCUUUUGUUGGGUCAAGUUUUUAGAGUGACUUAUUUAUUAAGCCAGAUAUUUUGCUAAAAGUAAUGGGUGCUAAUGACGUUAGAUACAUUGCUUGCUGUAUUUUUUUAAACAUAUAUUUGUUUCCCCCUAAAAAGUGUUGGUGGGUAUUGCAUUCACUGGAAGAGUCACACUGUAUUUAAUAAUCGUACUCAGUGUUCCAAGUUGAUUUCAGUUACUGAUAUUCUAAAUACAUAACACAAAUUCAUAGGUUCAUCCCUUGCAACGCAGUGGGUGGGGCUUAAUGUUAUAGAUAGAACAGGGGGAACAGAAAUGGUUAAUUCAUCACCUGAUCAAAUACAUUUAAAAAAAUGUUCACAUAAAUAGUGUGAUAAGAUGGGUAGACACACUGUAUUUUAUAUUCAAAAAGGGACUUCAACAGAUUUAGUUGUGUUUCAAUUCUUAGAGGUUUCACUGCAGUGUUACAGGCUUAGCACUACCACCAAGUGAGCGCUGCAUGUAUGAACAAAAAUGCAAUCUAUGUUAAAAGAAUAUACUUGAUGCUUGAAUAAGCCUGUACCAAGAUGGCUACUGCGCAUAAUUUUGACACGUCCCACUGUCCCCAGAUGUGUUAUGUGCACGGUAGGCAGCUGUUCUGAUCAGGUUGUUGGAUUUGAUCAGAUGUGAAGACAUCUGUUCUGGCAGCAAUGUUGGCAUAGUCGCAGUAUUCUAUGUAAAAUGCUAGCAAAAAAAACCCCCAGUGUUUAUGCAUUUGACAUCAAAUGAGGCAGGGCAAUAUAUGAUGUAUAAAGUGAUGUGUAUGUUUGCAUGACAAGCACUCUAACAACUAAUUAAAUAGGAAUUAAAAACAUUUGGUAAUGCUAGUUUGGCGGGAGAGAAAAUAAGGUUAAUUCACUUAAAUUAUUUAUGCUAUAAAAUACGCACAUGAUUCCAGAACUUGUGCAUAGAAGAAUGCUUGUUUGCAGCACACUGUAUGUAAUGUGGUGAGAUAGUUGUUGCCCCCUCUGUCUGCCCCAUCUCCUACAUCCCACUUUGACAUUUCCAGUGUUCCAAUUUCAAAUGGCAAAAUCGCAUCCCUUCUCUGCUGUAACUAACACACAUGCAAAGGGAAGGAUUAAUCUUGUGUUAGUGACCGGUUUUAAUACAAGAUGAUGUAAGGCCAGUAAGCCACUUCAUGUAGGUUAUUGUAUUGAAGGUUUAUGGACCGAUUGAACGAAAUUGCUUUGCACAGAGGACUUUCACAAUCUUGUAAACCCUUUGUAAUAUGUUCUAACGUUUUGGUUGCUAAGAUCAUGUUUUACAUUUUACUCAUAUUGCAUCUUGUUGGUUUUAAAAUCUUUGUUUAUUGUGGUUUGUACAUUAUGAUUGUUCCAUAUAAAUUUCCAGUAGGUUCAAUUCCCAAAACCAUACAUAGACCAUUCAUGUCAUGCUAUUAAAGUAUUAAAUUUGUACAAAAAUACUUUACAGUGUAAUACUUGUUUGUUACAAACAAAAAUACAUAUUUAAUUGACAUGAUAAAUGAUUUUUCUUCCCAUAUACGUUUUAUUUUAAAUUUGUAUAUUCACUGGCAGUGUUUUGAACACAGCAUGUUGGUUCAGGAAAAUGCAACCUGUUUAUUAACCAUCACAGCAGUAGUUGGUUAGUAACUUUCACAGACUAAUGGAUACAUGCGUUCCUCUGCUGGAGACUCUCGAAGUUGGCGAAUGCCAGUGGUGUGUGUCAGAUUUUGAGCUGCUGGUGAGUACCCAAUCAAAACAAGAAUCUCUUUAUUGCUUGGAGGGAUAAACGAUUGGCAAAGAUCUUUUAACACAUGUACAACUCUAAAACAAUGACACAUGGCUUGGGGAAACCAGUUUGAUGCUAAAGGUCUUAUUUAUACAACACAAACACCAGAGUUAGUCAGCUCUCACAAUGUAAAAUGCACCAGGGAUGUGAAAUAUAGAACAGGCAAUGUAGGGUUAGGACCAGAGUGCUUUUAUGCCCGUGGAGCUUGGGAUUUAGGACCACUAAUGGGAAUCUUUGACCAAUGGUAUUUUACCUGGAAUUCAAAAUUCUUCAAAAACAUGACUACACAUAAAUGAUGACUUUUUUAAAAUUUUCUCUAUUUUACGGAAAGUUUUAUGUAAGACGUUAAAGAAUUAAACCACAUACUGUACAAUGAGCACUUGUAUUGAAGCCCAGCCCAUUUAACCAAGGAGUACGAUGAUCAGUCCUACAGAUCAUCGACUUGGUAGACAUGAAUCCUGGUCUGAUGACAAAAGUGAAAAUAAUGUACAAAAACCAUGAUUUAAAAAAAAUUCUUCUCCACACCAUCAGCAGCUUUAAAACAUACGUACACGUCUGGUUGUUAUAAUAGAUUCUUUGCGUGGUACACGGACAGUUUUUUGUUUUUUGGGGGGAAAUAAGCCACUUUAAUUCCAGACCUUUCAUUGCACAUUACAAAAAGCCCCCAUAUGUUUGUUCAAGGUCAAGCUUGGAAUGGCACUAAUAUUUUAAGUGUGGUCACAAAGUACUAUCUGAUCAAAAAAAACAUAGGUUUCCUCAUUCUGGUAUUCGAAAGUACCGGUAGUUUAUCUCCCCUGUGCUUAACAGUAGCUUUGCAUGGCGAUAUCGGUGUCUGAAACAUCACAGCCCAAUUAUACGACAGGGAAUUAGCACCAGUUUCUUACUUUUGUCAAAAAUUUAAUUUACUAAAUUAAAAUGCUUUUUGCUAUAAAGUAUUGGUAGAAUCUCUCAUGUUCACUCCUGCCAGACGUCCACUUCCUUGUUGUGAGAAGGGGUCGUGGUCUGUCCAUUCCUCUAGCGGGAGGCUUGCUACAUCUGGUGCUUCACUCUGAGAUGCUAUUGGGUUUCUGCUAAUAACUAAAUCAAGUUUGUUUCCGGAUUCUGCGAUAAGUGGAACAGCUAAGCAGCAGUCAAAGUCUCUGGUGCGGACAUGAUUGACCUACAGUUAGAAGAGAGAGUACAC
Molecule: messenger RNA, 47244 nt
Organism: Pelobates cultripes (western spadefoot toad)
Lineage: Eukaryota; Metazoa; Chordata; Amphibia; Anura; Pelobatidae
Source: the annotation of a GenBank genome assembly